AGAGAGAGAGAGAGAGAGCGAGAGAGAGAGUCUGACUCCCACCGUUCACAUCGGCAGUUGUAGAGAAAGAGAGAGAGAGGAAGAGAGAGAGAGAGAGAGAGAGAGAGGAGAAAGAAAGAGAGAGCUGUCACAGCGAGGAGAGAGUCUACAGCAACUUGUUCACAUGUACCCACCACCGAGCGGAGGAAUAAAAAUUAUUUCAACACGGAUUUACAAAUGCCAUUAACCGCGUGACCGCCGACCGCGAUGGACAUGCACGAGCCGGCUGCACGGAGUUGUUUGAUCCGGGUGGUCGCGUAAGAGACCGGCAAGAAACUCAUGGUAGGGUUAUUAAUUCAUCAUUUCACCCUUUUGCAUUUGUGUUUUUUAUCAGUUGCAAAUACGUGACAUGCAGUUGUGUGUUAUUAUCUGUUUCUAGUUGGUGAAGUUGCCCUCGGGGUUUUUCAGUUUUCUGUCUUGGGGAAUGGAAAAGUUUGCUUGUGGCUGAUUUGCCUGUGUGAGCGCGCGUCGUAUAAAAGCGGAGACAUCGCCAACAUAACGGGCUCCUUUCAGCGGAGAGGCGCCCGCUGCCCGUUCAGAAUGAAUGGGUCACUAUGUAUUCUAAUCUAACUCAAGAGUUCACUCAGUUUUUCGGUGGGUUUAAAGCGGCAGAGAGCUGCUCCUUCAGGACCGAGCAGUAUCUUGACGCGCGUACUGUGGAGGAAUAUCACCGAGAUCAAACGAACCAGUAGUGUUGUAAAUAUCAAAUCACGUCGUUUCCACUUUGAGUACGAGAUCUUCUUUAAAGCAGAGGAGAUGCUGUGAUUUAUUUUUCCUCGUGACUGGGCUGGGAUGUGUGGCGAUAUUCAUGAGACGCGUUUGUUUGCAAGCGCUUCGACCGUGAGAGCCAAAACAAAAGGAUUUCCAGCUGACCAAUGAGAGGAGGGGAAGCCUCAGGAGGGACGGAGUGGUCCUCUCGCCUCUUUGUCCUCCUACCUGAGACGGCAAAACAGGCUACACACUGCCAGGAGACAGGCGAGGGAAUAACAAGGGAUAUUUGUCAGACGGAUCCCCAUGCGUAAAAGUAACCUUUUUACCAGUUUGGGUACAUUUCUGCCUGGUUACACCCACAGACGCUCCUUCAUACCUCACUAGAGAUUAUGAAGAGUGGUGCUGAGGAUUUAAAGUGUCAUCCAACACCUGCUAAUGAAGCUCUGAAAAGUUCACACCACACCAUCCUUGAUUGAAUCCUAUAAAACUUAAAGUUUAAAGCAAACACGUAAAGCGUUUCCACUCAAAAAGCCUACAGAUUUAUGCAAAUGCUGAUAUUUUUGAAUAAUAGUUGAGACAUGCCCAGAGGGCGCAUCUCAUCACUUUAACCCCCUUCCUCUACCCCUCAUUACUUUCAAGUUGAAUAAGUUAAUGUGCAGAGGAACAUGAGGGUUUUUAAUUACUAUACUUGAGCUUUCAAUUAAGUACAUGCGAGCAGCUUGCCAGCACAUUAGCUGCAAGGGUUUCAAACAGAAAGUGAGCUAAUCUCUGGAGAGCAGAAGAGUUGGAGCAGUUAACUGAUAAGUCAAAUGACGGCAAUAUUAAUCAUCAAUAUGAAUGCAUGAAUGAUUUAGAAAGCAAAACUGCUAAGAAUGAUCAGAAUGGACAGUCUGAGAGUGAGGGUUUGCUGCUUUUCUCUGAUAUGUACGGAAGCAGAAAUGUGCAAAAAUGCUGUUGUUUUUUGGAUUUCUUGUUUGCUUAUUUUCCUUCAAGUUGAAACUGAUGGAAGUAAAGUGAAUGGAGCUUAAAAAUGACAAAAUUCUGAACACUUGUACACAAUGUGGGCUUUGACGGUGUUGCAGGACCAGGAAAAAAAACAACUGAACAUGCAAGUGUACAGUUGUUACUGCUGCUGCUGUUUUCUGUUGGUGUUUGGACUUUUUUAAUGUGAUUUAUAGAGUAGAGUGAAAUAAUCUUUAGACUUAAUUGGUGAAUUUGAGAUUAAAGCUCCUGUGAGGAGUCUUUUAAUGUUUAUAAAAUGUACUGAAAUAUGCAAUAAUGGUUUUUUAAUGGUAUCUAAAAGCAAGUAAGACCAUCAGGGACAAGACUGACACUCUUGAUAUUGUUAUUUUUAGUGUUUGAAUGGUGAGAGGGGGUAGGUGUAAGCCGACUAGCUCAAGAAGUGACUCUGUUUUUAUAGUUUCCACUUAAAAAAAAAAAUCACAAUAAAUCAAACAUUUUAAUGUUAAAAAUCAGCUGGAUGACAUUUUCUGUCAGGAGAUGCUACUUUAAGUCAGCGAAGGACAAGAUAAGCCAAGACUGCUUAGUCCCCAGCUGAUACAAACCGAAGCUUUAAUUUGAGCUAUUAACUGAUAAGAUCACCAUCGUCAUAGAAACACAACCUUCAGUCAAAACUGAGGGAUUAUUUCAAUCUAGGUGUAUUCGUAGAUAAUUUUUAAGAACAUAAAGUCGUCUUGUGACAGCUUGUUUACAUUUGUAGUUAGUGAUCAGGGUCAGUCUGUCAGGAUAAUCGUUAAACUCUAGAUAACUGAACAUUAUCUGUUAAUUAAUGUCUUAUGGAGGUGCGGUUGAAAUGUGAUAUCUUUGCCCGGUGCACAGAAGUCCAAGUAACGCCAUUGUCUGGGACAUUUAAACCUAAUUUCAACCAUUUUUUUAGGGAGACGGGAGAAUGUAUGUCCAAACAGUUAUUAAACCAAACUUUGAACUAAUUUAUGGAAAUUUGGCUCUAUCUUGAUGCUAUGGAUGUCAAGACACCAUUCACUAAGCUGGGAGGAUAUCACUGAUUUCUGAUAAACAUAAAAAAGCAACAAAAUUGACAAGCAAACAAUUCCUUGAGUUAUCUUGCGAACUCAAAAUGUUGUUUUUCACUUUAAAAACUGGAUUAAAACAUUGUAAACAUGAACAGAGCCAUUUUUGACUUCCAUACAUUUGUGUCUCUGUGGACCAAAUGCUUACAGUUGAAACCAGAAGUUUACAUACACUAUAUUAAAAGGCGCAUAACCUUUUUUUUCUCACUGUCUAACAUUAAAUCAGAUUAAACUUUUCCUGUUUUUGGUCAAUUAGGAUUACCAAAAUUGUUUUUAUUUGCUAAAUGCCAGAAUAAUGAGAGAGAGAAUUUUUUAGACAAUUUUUUAUUAUUUUCUCGAGAGUCAAAAGUUUACAUUUAUUCAUUAGUAUUUGGUAGCUGCCUUUUAAUUGCAUGACUUGGGUCGAAUGCUUUGGAUAUGCUUCUCUCUCUCAUUAUUCUCUCUCUCAUUAUUUUGGCAUUUAGUAAAAAUGUAAAAAUAAUUUUCCUAAUUGACCCAAAACAAGAAAAGUUUAAUCUGAUUUAAUGUUAGACAGUGAGGAAAAAAAGGUUAUGUGCCUUUUUAUAUAGUGUAUGUAAACUUCUGGUUUCAAUUGUAGGUUCCAGAGGAUGUGGACAAAACCAGGAACCAUACCGCAGUGACCUUUUGACUUUUUACCUUUCAAUGUCCAAACAAACAAUAAAACAUGACAAGAAUGAAUAAAAAUGAUAAUUACUUGCAGCCAUAAAAUGCGCCUUCAGUUUGGAGCGUGUAUAUCUCAGAGUGAUGCAUGCAAAGCCUUCGCAGGCAUAGGUAGAUAUAAAAACCCUCCCUGUGUUUGCGCUUCUGUGCGUGGUGUGAGCGUGUGUAGCCGUGUGCUUACAAGUUGACACAGUGUGUGUGCGUAGGAGGCGGAGACGUAGGCGUCGUAAAUGUGGCAGGGAUUCUCUUUCUCGCUGCGAUAUAUUAUUACACAGAGAGUGGGACGGAUGAUUAGGAUGAUUUAAAUGCCGCAACAGCGAGUCGUGUGUGUGCGUGGCCUCCAGCAGCCACUCUGUUCUGUUUGAGCUCAUUUCAUCUCUCAGCGCUGCAGAUUUCUGACUGAAGCACUUUGAUGAAUUACUCCGUCCGAGAGAAGUUGAGCUGUAAUAUUUCUGGCUGAUUGUUCUCGAUUUAGAUGCAGCGAUAAACGGGGUUAUUGUGGAAGGUUGAUGAAGUGUUCAUUUCAGAGGAACUUUAAGUAAAUAAACAAUAAAUCACAUGUUGUCUCAUCUGCAUGUGGAGCAGGGUUUAGUGCAGUGUGCAUGAAGGAGGAGGCAAAACUAUGAAUGAAUGAAAGAGGGGGGUGUUUCAAACACCUUCAUGUAGAUGGUAUCACAGCAGGAAGUGCAGCUUUUAGGCCGAAUUUCCCGUCAUUACAGAUUCCACUGAUAGUGAUUCUCUCAGUAAUAGACCAGCACUAGACUCUUAAUUAUUGCAAUCCAGACAAAGAGGGGAUGCCUUUGUUAUUGAAAUCUUUGUCAGAGAUUUCUCCAGGGAAGGAAAUUCAAUUGAAACGGCUGAGAGAAUCCAAGGGAAUUCAAUUUAAGCGUCCUUUUUAGGGCCACUUCAUCAUGAAAACGGGGGCAAAUUUGGCAGCAAACAUGCGCCGAGAUGUUGCCCUAUUCAGAUCCGUGGGUCAUUAGACAUUGACAUUGAUAAAACAUAACCCCCCAUGUUUGAGCAAAUGCUCAACCGCAGGCUGAAUUUGUCAGAAGAUGAAACAAGUGCGUCUUCAAAGCAGAUUUCGUUCCCAUGUUGUCUUUGAGUAAUUGGCAAAACACGCACGGUAACUUCUGUGCAGGCAAGACGCUUUCAUUAGUCCAGACAAAUGGGUCCAAAUGAAGACUUUCAUGUGAUUUGUACUGCUGCCCUGUAUUUAAUGUCAGAUAAAUUUAAAACGCUGGCGCUCCUGUUUAUUCAAACAAUUAACAUUUUCUGAAAAGAGAGCGCAUUCGUUAUCGCCGUGGAUAAAUCUGGGAGAAAUGUGCAUAUUUGGAAAGGACUGUGCCUUGCUGUGAUUCAUUAAUGUGACUGGAAAUUAGAAUAAACAAAGUGCUGCGUGGAUUGAAUGAAGCCAACUUCUUCUUCGCUCCACUUUGUCCUUUGUGAAACAGGCGUUGUUGUCUGGAACAUUUUGAACCAGACGGGGGCAAAUGACCCAAGUGUCUCAUCCCAGAAACCUCCGACCGGUCCCUUAGCUAACCCUUGCGUCUGUAUUUUCCUAGUGACUCACACAUUCUUGCCUUGCUCUGAUAACCCGGACACCUUUUCCCUCCCUUCUUUCUUUCUUUGGGUUACAUCUCCUUUUUCAGCCUGAGAGCCUGAAGCAGCGCUCUGUGUUUCUCAAAUGAAGCAUUUGACCUCUCUUUCAGGGGUCUUUUAUUUUGGUCGCUGCUGCAGGAAGCUGAGUGUCAAGUGUGCAUCAGGGGGCUGCUGUGUGUAGCUCUGCUGGGCUCCUGUGGGGCACAGGGCACACUGACUGUACAUAUGGAGCCUCAAACCGUAUGUAUUCAGGCAUUCAAGCAGGAUCAGAUGUCUUUGAAAUAUGCUGUCCUCAUACUACCUCACUGUUGUGACUCCACCAGAAACUGUUGGGAGUUUUUCCUUUCCAAAUAUUUCUCCUCCUUAUGUCAACCAAUUUUGGAUCUAAGAGAUACAACACAGGCAUACAGUAUGUGAGGAAAGACUGCAAUGUGUGAUAACGGUGCUUAAGUAUUGCUAUGUAGAAAUGAAAUGUGUAAAGACAAACACCCUGAAGUGUAAGAGCUGGCUAUGACUCACAUGUCUUACAUCAUCUCAGGUUGUAUUUUCUUUUGUUUGGUGUGUUUUACACAGUCACCGUGCUCAAAACAAGUCAUCUCUCUUGAAUCCAAAAUAGCAAAACUGAUGUUCCCUUCACCAUCACAGGCUAUUUUUCUUUCUACUCAAGCAUCUUUAAAGUUUUAGAUUUUGAUAGGUCAGUGGGUUCACCAUCUGUGGGCAAAGUAGUCCCAUAAAAGGCCUUUGCAGCUGGUUCUAUUCUCCAACAGAGAGUGUCGAGGAAUUCCUUGUGAAGAUGACUCGCUAUUGCCGUUAGUAGUGGACAUAUUGAGGCAGAGGCAUUGCUUUUCUCUCUCUCAAUACAAGUGAAGGCUCACGGGAUUCAAUUGUGAAUAACUGUGAAUGACGUUUCUUUGAACAUUUCUAUCUGAAUAACAUUGACCUUUUCACCUACAUAAAGUACCAGACAUGAGUAAACUAGACCCACAGUAGAAAGUGAAAAAAUAAAAAAAAUUUAAGUGAAAUGAAGUUUAGUUUCAGCUGACAGCUAUCUGGGAUUUCAUGAGCUUUUCAACUUUGUGUUACAGUGUCAAAAGUGAAGCACCAUUAUUACUACACCUUUGAACUAGUACUGCACAGCAAACAGAAAUUCAUUUUUAAGUACUUUUAUUCUAAAUGGGAUGGUAACAGAGUGUACUCAUGUCUAGUACUUUAUGUAAGUGAAAAGGUCAAUGUUAUUCAGAUAGAAAUGUUAAAAGAAACGUCAUUCACAGUUAUUCACAAUUGAAUUCCGUGAGCCUUCACUUGUAUUGAGAGAGAGAAAAGCAAUGCCUCUGCCUCAACAUGUCCACUACCAACGGCAAUAGCGAGUCAUCUUCCCAAGGAAUUCCUGGACACUCUCUAUUGGUGAACAUAACCAGCUGCAAAGGUCUUUAGUGGGACUACUUGGCCCACAGAUGGUGAACCCACUGACCUGCUUCAAAGUAGAAUUACAGAAGGGUGGAAACAAUUUAAACAUUACUAAGCACCUAGACCUCUACGAGAAGUACAAUACACAUCAGGUCAGUAUGUAAGGCAGUGAGCUAGCCUGCUAGAAGGUUGUCGAACUGUUUUAUUGAAAGUGCCAUUAUUUCAACAGGUGAGUUCCAUCAAGACAUAUGCAUUACACAAACAGUUGAGGUUGAAAGUAGCUAUGACAUAUGCUUUUGAACUUUUCAGGCCAAUAGUGUAUUUCAGCUGGGAAAUUGAAGAUCAAGUUGUGCGGUCUGUUUAAGUUUUAUUGGACUAAAAUUAGGAGCCAGCCCUCAAACCUUACUUGACUGCUGUUGUAAUGUAGCUUCGCUUUGGGUUUUGAGCAUUACUUGUAAAUUGACUUAAUGCCCAUUUAAGAACGAUACUGUUGGACUUACAGGUAACGUUAUCAACCAAGAGUUAUUAGUAAUAUUUUCCUAGUCUUUAACAUCUCUAUUUUUCAGAUUUUCUGCUUCUUUAAAUAUUCCUUUAGAGCGCCUAUAAGGAAUUUUCUCUUUGUUACGACUUUGGUGCUGCUUGUGAAUGAAGAAGCAUCUUUUAACUUUAUGCUGAUUUGCCUUGUACUUGUAUAAGUCCUGCUUUCUUACAAAAAAUAUCACCCUCUAACUCUUAUAAAGAAAGAAAAAACUCCUCACAGGAGCUUUACGGUGAAUUAGACAUUUUCAAGGGUUUAAGUUUUUUUUUUUUUGACAGAAAAAGCACUUUAAAGGAGUCAGUGUAAGCACUGCAACUUGUGAUAAGAAUUUUUUAUUAUUUUUUGACAUCCUAUGGACUUAAGGAUGAAGAAAAAAUAAGGUAGCAUAUGUCACACUACAGAAAUUAGCAGAAACAGUUGUUUACCAGCCUAUUAUUAGAUGUUUAUUAUUUAAAGCGGAUACUGAACAUGCAGGAACAGCUUCAGCUGACAGAUAAAUAUGCGUCAUCAGUAUGCAGAAGGAGUUUUUUUGCAUCAACGUAAACAAAUUUGACUGUCAGAGGCUGUUUUCUUCUGUGCGCCUAUUUAAAAAGUUAAGUCCUGGGCUAUUCAGCGGCCUAUCAAAACAUGUCAGCCCUUAUAGAUGCCAUCUUGAGCCUCACUCCUGUCACAAGUAACCCCUUUUGUUUCUUAAAGUUUCAUAGACAGACGGCUGUUUUAGUGAGCCUGCGCCUAUGUGACAGCAGGCUCCAGUUUUAGACUGAAUGAUCUAAACUGAAGAGACGGUAUCCGGGUGCUUUCGGUUCAGGGGUUUGGAGGAUAAUGGUCCAUGUAGGAGGCCCUGUGAUGGAUGGAUCCCCUAGUGAAGUUAUGUUAUGUAUUCCUGAUGAGAGCAGUGGAUCAGCAGACAGGAUUUAUGUGGCUGUGGAGGAGCGAGCACUCAAGAAGAUGCUGUCUGUCCGAGCGGCCGUCCAAGGCUGUUUAUCACUGUGAUUGAUGUGCCUCUCGUGAUUAAGCUAACACGCUGACAGACAUUAAUCUGCUUUAUCUCUGGAGUCACUUGCAUGGAAGUUAUUUUUCUCAAUGUUACUGGCUCUAGUAAACAAGAGGGGCAUGGAAACAUCAUUCUCUUUCUGGAUGUGACUAAUCUUGUCAUAGUCUGGGAGGUCUCAACCCUUUUAGACUCGUUUUAGCAUGAGGAACUUUUAUUACAUUUAUGAGUCCAAUACAUCCCUUUAAAAAUGUCUCUUAUAAAAAAUCUGCCGGUAAAUUACAACCUCAAAAGACGCUUCCAGGCACAAAUACAGUUUUGACAUGUGUUUGCUCUAUAAGACAAAGAAGCUUGGCCAAUGGCUCCGAGCUUCAAAUGUAACAGCUUAAGUACCACUCAGGCAUUGGUUUGGCAGCUGCAGAGGUUUGUGUCAAAGUUAUUAAUAUGAAAAGCAACAUCUGUUUUGACACUUGACAAAGAAGUAGCUCUUGAAAGUAACUCUCAAAUACAAGCAUUUCACAUUUCAAGGCUGUCAUCCUCUAGUAGUCAAGGUUAAUGUUUGUAUCAGAUAUGCUGAGACACUGAAAGUACUCAAUAACUUAAAACAUUCUUCAUUUCUGGGUUUUGACAAAAGCGCUAAGCGUUUUUUUAAUGAGCGAGCAUACAGUAUGUCACUUGUCUAAUGCUGUACAAUGUUUCCCCAUUUUUUUCAGCAGCGGCGCUUCUGUGUUUGGGGGGGGGGGGAUUUCGCUGUUACUCCCACUCUCUAGCCGCUCAUGGUGCUACGCUGUUAGGUUCGCGCUACAUAGACCACGUAUAAGCUUGAACGUUACCUUUCACAUUGAUGGAAAAGGGUCCGAUAGGGUUUGAUGCGCUCCUUGAUGACUUAAAACAAGCUGAAAAUUACGUCAUCUGUUCUUGUGCUCACACAGUGUGAGUAGAAAUCAUUAGUGGCGCAUUGAUAUUAAUGAUCAUGUGAAAUUUCAGUAGUGGCGCACGUAAUUCAGCAGUGGCGCACCUGAAUGAAUGUUGGGAAACAUUGCUGUAUUACGAUUAAAUGUAAUGUAAAUAUUCCUGUAAUGUCACUUAAGCAUUGCUACAUUCCAGUUACCAGUCAGAUGCUGGAGCUGGGAAUGACGUUACACCGGAGUCGACAGUGUUUCUGUUAACAAGUUGGAUGCCUACUGUUAGCCGUUGUUAGCUAUACCAAUUGAAAACAACGCAUAACAUGGUAUUUUGCUCGCACAAACACCAUAGUACCAUGUCCGCACUUAGACGUUGGGCAGUACAACAUAUACGACUUAAUUAAUUUCACAAAAACAAAACAAAGAUGCUAACAAAUAAAAGAUUACAUGAGCUGUCACUCUUACUGUUUGCUGUUAAUGCACGGCACUGCUAUCUUGGAUUAUGACAUUGUCGUCAAGUUGGGGUUGGUGAGGAUUGUCUGACUUUCCAAGUCAGAAAUUCGUCUUAAGGGGAGUGUUCCAGAUGAAUUUCCAACUAGGAACUUGGAAAUUUUGACUUUCUAGUACAACUGGAAAAUCGCAUAUGUUAAUUGCUUAUAUUUAAAGCAUUAGGCCAUUUAUCAGGUGAUUUUUGAUGGCAUUUAAGUGAAUGUGGUUUUGUGCCCAUGUUUCUCUUCUCAUUAUCAAAAGGGCAAAAAUAAUGCAUAUAAUCUUUCCUUUUUAUUUCCAAUGACUAAAUGAUCCCACUUGAAAAAACUGUCUUACGGUCGAUAUAUAAAGGGAAAACCUUGUUUAACAGCUUAACCACGAAACAGGAAUAACCAGCUCACACCUAAAAGCUGUGACUUUCACAUGUGUGUAGUGUCUGAUUUACAUUUCUGAAGGACAUUAUUAUUGCACCAACAUUGUGCUGUGUUUGUAAGCCUGGGCAUCACGCUGGGACUCUGAGGUGCUGAGUUAGGAGGUAAAAAUCUGGCAUCUCAAGAGUCUCGCGUGCCGUUGCCAGGCUGGGGGUCAUUGCUUGUAUUAAUGAAGCAUGGGAAACUUAACUGGCUUUUAUUUCCCUCACCAUCUGCACUCAGUAGCGCCGUAUAGAUGGAGUCUGUCAACUGAGAACAAGCCUCUCUUUGCAGUAGUAGUCUGAUUUAUGAGGCUGUGUGGUCGGAUGAUAGUACAACUGAUGGUGACAAAUGUGUGUACAAUUAUGUAAAUAUCCCUGUUUACCUAACACAUCGGGCGUUGUGUCUCUUUAUCAUUAGGUUGAGACUGCUGGAAAGAAAGUGUAAUUAACCUCAUGUGUUUCUGUCUUUAACUAAGGACCUUUAAAGAGCUGAUUGGUCGAUCCAGAUUGGAAACCGAAUGGCGGCUAACAAAUACUUGGACCUUGAUGCGACUCAGUUUAUUAAUUGCACUUUUUAUUGACAGCUUUUGUUGCAGUAUACAUUUAAAUAUCUGUUAGAAAAAACUGUUAAAUGAAGUUUUUACACAUUGCAAAUAAAUAAUCUGUUGUCCUCCUCUGCAGAGAUAAAAGCUCAAGAAACCGUUUAACUACAGAGUUGUCUUGCAUCCAGAUUUCUGUAUUGAUUUUACUCCACUAGAGUUUUUUUUUUUUUUAAACACAUCACUACAUCAGCUAAGAGAAAGAAAAUGAGCAAUGAAAUAAAUAAAUUAAUAAACAGAGCGUACAGUUUUUCUACUUGUGAGUUUAAAAAUCUAUAUUUAAGCAGCCUGGGUCAUGGAUGCUUUCAUGUGUUGCCAUGGAAUCCCUUUGGUCGGCAGAGACCCAGUAUUAGUGGUUGUGCGUGUGCGAGUGUGUCUGUGUGAGAGAGCGAUAUAGACAGUAUCUGUCUUCCAGAUGUCACUCUAAUGGGGCUGACACAGACCUGUGGGGACCUCAGACAAUGUAGAGCACUGAGGAGGAAUGUGUUCAUUUCCAAAUUACCUCCAGCUACUCCUCUUAAAUGCUCUGCUGUGUAGCCUCGCAGUACUUCAGCCUUCUCUCUCUGCACUGUGGUUUAUUUUUUCCUAUUUUCUGUUUACUCAAUCUUCCUAGAAAUGGAACUGGGCACGUUUCAGACGGUGAUUGUAAGUUCAAACAUCAGCAGAAUCCUCCGGGGUUCAUUUAGCAGAAGAAAAAGGCAGCAUCUUAACUAGCUCAGGCUGGUAAACAGGAAAAAAAAAAAACCUUGUAUGCGUUUCCCACUUCGCUGCACGUCUGUUAGAGUUCGAAGGUCAACAUCGAGUUCCGUUUACCACACAGGCUUGAAAUGUCCAGCAGGAGUGUCAGAUGCACCUGCAGGGCUGUUUGCAUUUUCAGACUUUUGGCAAAGAGAGGAAGAAAAUCAUAUAGAGCAAGAAUGGAGCUAGAAAAUUUGACAAUCUGAAGAGAAAAUUGUAAAUAAAACGUCUGUGCACAAUCCUAAACAGCUUUCUUUUAAAAACUUUCAUUUCCUCACUGUAAAUAUUCAUUCAUACAUUUACAUGGGCUUACUAGAGGUUAUAACAACUGUAGCAACUAUAUUAGCUUAGGUCCAAGACUAGAGGACAUGAGUGUUACCUUGUAUUUUUCACAUUACAAGUAUUCCAUGAAGGUAACAUGCAAGAGGUAACAGAAAAUGAGUGAGUUGUUAGUGAAUCAGAAUCUCAGUUCUAAAUGGAGAAGUCCUGCCAGAGAUGGCCCAAAAAAGGAACUUUUGUUUUUGAUGUUGUGUUCCCCAGUUUAGGGUGCUAAAAGUAACUUACAUUGCUAACAUGUUUACAGGCUUAGAAUACAAACGGGAAGUUGCACUGUAAGUUGCCUGUAACUGCUGCAAGGGGGAGAAACACGGAAAAAUAUCUUGAAUUACUUUAUCCGCAUCAGAAUUUUCAUGCUGAGUCAUUAAUUCCACAGUGAAAUCUAGGGCCCAACUGAUUUAUCGGCGAGCCGAUUAAAUCAGCCAAUUUUAGCCCGUUUGAGACUAAUCGGUUUAUCAGCAUCAGCCCCAAAAAAUACAUAUUGGUCGGGCCCUAUAAAAACGCAAUAGGAUGAGUUCACGACAUGACAAUUCACACCACUUUCUGAAAAAAAUCUGCAACAAUGAGUUACCACUUAGUCCACAGGGGGCGCCAAAGUCAAUAUUAACAGAGAGUUCCUCACAAGAGCUUUAAGUAUUGAUCAGCAGUGCUUAAGAAUCUUGACCCUGACAAUUUUCCUUAAUUUUGUUUCCCAGCAACUUAAAGCUUAUAAAUCAUGUAGAAAAGAAAAUUAAAAAGAUUAAAAAAAAAAAAAAGGUGUAACUCAGUAAAAAUGUAAUCUACAGUUUAAAGAAAAACAUUAACUAUCGAGCAACAUUUACAAGUAAACAAAACUAACAUUUCUUCACCAUUGUGUCAAAGUGCUUGCUCAGCAGAGUAUGGCUCUUCAGUUAAAGCGUCAUGACAUUAUACUUUCGGUAUAAUUGAGCGAUUUUUGAGUUAAAAUUUGUUGUAUUUUAAACCGACAUCUUUCAGUCCUUAUCUUAUGCUGACGAACACCCACACCCACCUGCCCGUGUCACAAGGUAUUUUUAUCAAAUGUCAUUCUCAGUGCUGCACCUAUCACUUUGUGGGAUUAUCCCUGCCAAGUUAAUUUAGAGCAGGAGUUUUUAUAUAUCUGUGCAGGCAGCCGCUGCCAGUAUGAACCUUUGGCGAAGGAGAGGAAAUUUCACACUUUGUAAGAUGGAUGUGCUGUUGUAGUCAGAAAACCUCCUCCUUCCCUGCCCCCUCCCCUCCAUUUAUCAGGACGUGGCCAAGCAGGCAGGUAGAGUUAUGAUUAAACUGUUUUCUUUUUCUCUCUUUUUUUUUUUAUUGCUGCAAUCUAUUCCCAGAGUUUACCGAGCAAGACAGACUAUGAUUUAUGCUAAACCUCGCUCUCAGAUUUCAGAGCAAGAAGGGCUGCAACCCUUAAAAAUUAAGACACCAUGCAAUUAAUCCUCCAUCUUUAAAGGAGAGACCUGUUUAUGCUCCCCUUUAAUUUGUCGAUUUAACCUUCCUGCUUGUCUGCUAAGCCUGGAGAAUUUGUCCAAGCCUUCAUUAUAGUAGAGUCACAUGCAUAAUGUAGCAAGGGAGAAGAUAAAGCACAGCAUCUUAUAAGUUGAAAACCCACACUCGGAGUUAAUAUCAUGGAUCCACUGGGAUGCCCUCCAGUUGCCUCACUAAAACUGUUCACAGUGGACUCAGUAAUAGCCUACGUUUUGUUAAUUCGCACAUUUUUUUCUUGGCAGUCUCAGGCUAACGCUCAAUCCGUGCACAUAUAUCCUUUUUCUGGCAGGAGGCUCAGCGCAGUUUGAGAAGAAACUCUGACUGUUAACUAGGUGUGAAAUGCUACAGCGCAGGAUUACUAUACGUCUCCUGAAAAAUCGUAGGAAAGCAGGGAAUUAGAGAGAGAACAGGAAGCCGCUCUGAAUUGUCACAGCCUGUGGUGCUUUUCCUCAUCGCACAUCACCAGAUAGAUAGAGAUAGUUUUGCAGAAGUCAUUUGACUCCUUGCUCGGUGUCAACUCCAUCUGAGUCGCUGCAGAGAGAAGCUUAUCCAAAUUUUAAUUUCUUUUUAGGAAGUGGUCUAGUUUGAUUUUGGUCUGAAGUCAACAAGACAGCGCUAACAGAAAUAAAGUGUCUCCCAAGCCUCAUUUGAAGGAAUAAAUUAGCUCCUCUUACGUUCCGCACUCUGUGGUCCGGUCUUAAGUUACUCCAGCUUAUAUGAGUCUGGGGUACAAUCAUCAUUAUCAUCCUUUUCUUUCUGCUUGGAAACUACCAAAGGUUUUUAAAUUUAUGUGUCAAUUGAGAACAAUGAAUCAUGAGCAACACGAAGCAUCUCAAGUGCCUCUUUCAUUCUGUUAUGAUAAAUGUGAGACUAAUAACACCUCAUCUCAUUAUGAAUAUAUCACACCACUGUUGUGUAAACCCUGAGUGUCACGAAUAAAAAUGACAUGUAGUUCAGAAAUUUUAGAGUCACACCGCUGGCUGCUAACAAGCUGUUAAGUGUUUGCUAAUUGAGCUUGAGUGUGAUCGAUUUAAAACAAUUAAGUUAUGAUUUAAUGUAAUUCCCUGAGCCGGAGACGCUGAAUACAAAGUCACCAUCUUGAAUAAUGUCAGUCCCCCCCAGGUAAAAACAAUGUGUCUUAACUUAUAAAGACUGCAACGCCUCUACUUGAUGGAUGCUAUCUUUCUAUACUUGCUUUAGAUAUGUUAAAGGGAUAUUCCGGUGUAAAAUUAAGUCAGUGUCAAACACACCGCAACACAGAGUUAUACACCCUGUCAAGAGAUGAAUGUUGCUGACCGCUUGCUUCUCUAGUUAUACCAACUUUAGUAACGACCGCAGGGUAGCAAUAUACAGCGGUCUGAGGAGCCGUAAACAAACCUCGACCAAACCACUCUAUAGCCACAAAUGAUGCUCAGAACAACCUAAUUUUACGCCUGAAUAUCCCUUUAAAAGGUCCAAAAUACAGGAAUCUGUGACCUCAUAGACUUGCAAAUAUUUCAAAAUUAAUACUCAAAAGUUCCUCCUGUAAGUUAUAAUUUCUCAUUUCAGCAAAUUCAACCAAUCACUGCAACUUUUUGCAAUCAGCCAAUUGCCCCAAUGUUCCCAUGGGCUUUAUCAUCUUCAUCCCUGGACUCAGACAUAGCUGCCUCUCCCAUCUUGAAAAUAACUCUUUUCCAGUUUUGCACUGGUUACAUACAUGCAUUGCCAUCCUCCCACUCGUGGUGAGUUUUGCCAAAUAUUUCCUGUUGAGAUUCUCAAAUUGGCUCGCUGCGGCUUCUUGCUGAAAUUCCACUCAGGGGGCUGGCAGGAGAAAAAAAUUCAGCUUUGAACAGCAUUAUAUUUAUGGAAACUAUACAGUCUUGUUGUUUUGUUCUUGUGUUGAAAACUCUUAGUCAUCCCUUUACAGCUACUUUCUGAUACCUCUUUUAAGUCUACUGACCAAAGAUGAGUCAAUGCUAACCUCAAAGACUGGAGAGUUUGCACCAAAAACAAUAGUGUGCAUGUUGUGAAUUAAAUGCAGAUUCUCCUUUUGCACGUAUGGGAAUCAUUUUGAUGCAAAGCAGGGUGAGAAAUUAGCAUUUCACAGCGAUAAAGCUUUGUUUCCAUCAGUUUCAACACACGGCAUCCAGACACUGACAAACGGCUCACUCAGCAAACAUAUAUAGCUGCUCAUGUGUACUUAAGCAUUUUAUUCAUGGGUGUUAUCGCAGAUCAUCUUGAAUCCCAUGUAACUCAUAAGUAAACGGUGUAUUAGCCAUGCUUGAAUGUGCACCAGAGCCCGUCCUUUGCACCUUAAGACAUGAAAACACAUGUGCAUGUGCAUGACGCAAAGAUAGAGCUUGCAAGAAGAUGCAUUUUGGCUAAAACUUGCAUGCAAAACUCCUUUUGCUUAAUAUUUGCAACAUUUUCUGUAAAUGUAGCCCACAUAAUUUGCACUCAGCUGAUUUUUAACGUACAUGUUUGCUGCAAUUUUUCCUUUUUUUAUGUUCCAUGCGACCGCCUUCUGUUGGAAACACACCAUUUGAGCACUUACAUCUGUCAUGUUUUGAAACUCUUCACUUUCGAAGCCCUUAACAUCUCAUUGAAAUGUUUACAGUACUAAAAUACAUACUUUAUUUAUACGCCACACAGAUGUGCUGUAAAGGCACAUUUCAGUAGCGGUUUACCGACUCGAAGUGCGGUUUGAUUUCAGAGCACACAAGUGUUUACAGAUGUGUCCUACAUAUGUAAAGAGUGUCAAAGGGAAACAACAUGUGGAUGGGAAAGUACCUUUUAAACUGCCAUAGUGUUUUGAAUUUAAAUAUACUCUCGGAAGUCCUACCCGCAACUUUGCUACUCCUUUGUAAACAAGUGCAAAGGUUUCCCUCUUCAAUUUGAGCUUUUUCCCUCUCUUUUUCUCUGCGCUUUGGGUUCAGAGGGAUUCCUCUACAAACAUGAAACAGUCCCCGUUGGAUUAAUUACCAGAUGCUUUUCCUAAAAUUUCUGUCUUUUUCUUGUGUAAAAAAAAGAAGAUUCACAGUAGAUUGAACUUUGGUCUAUAUGUAGAUUGGCUGUCUGUCAGGUCUAAAACAGAACGGGGUGAGCAGAAGUUGAUGUUGAAUAAUUGAAGAGGGGUUGGUCUUGAAGACGAGGUCAAGAUAGGUAAAAAGGCCACAGCUGAUUUUUUUCCCCCUUCAACCGUCAUCUCUUUAAAGCUUGUGCCUCUGGAUUGAUGCUUUCUAGUCCAUAUGUGGGAAGCCUUGUAUUUUAUCCACCCUCUAGGAAAGCAUUUGAUUACUGCGCUCGAUUGAAGCAUUACAAGCUGCAGUUGCCACCCACAUUACUGGCAAUUUAAAACACAAGAGAUGGACCUUUAGGGGAUGAUAAGCUGAUUGGCACAUAACUCAUGUAUCCUAAGAACAUCCACAACUCCCACGCAGCAUUCAGCAUCCAUAAAUUGUAGAGAUAUUUUCAUGUAUUUCAUUCACUUUGCCCUUUUCUUCCUAACUUAUAUACAGUAAACCUCAUCUGACAGCAUGUGUUCUUGAAAUAGACUCUCAUUGUUUUAAUCAGAGAUGUGUAGCUGCUGUGUGCCAGGUCUAAAUGUUCACACAUCUGUUACUUUGGAAAGUCCCUGAUCUUAUCUGUCUAUGUCAGUGAAUUUGCAUGCUUUCUGAGUUUUUAAGAGGUACAACCCAGGUCUGUUUAAAAUGGAAAAUCUGAAAUCCACCAAGUAAACAACAUUGCAAGCAGCUGCACCAGCCGACUGACUGGUGACCACAAUCAGUCUCCGGUCGUUCAGAGAUGCCAGUCCUCACAAAUAAGACCCAUCCUGUGGGGAUCAAAUGAGCCACAUGUUUCAUGCUAUGAGCACAGCAACACAAACACUGACAGGACUGAUGCGCACGCUCACACAGCAGCUAACAAGUAAGCAGUGAGGAGAAGCGAUGCCUCACAGCAGAGGCAAAAAGAAAGAGAGAUGAGUCGAGAUCUAGAUCCGGCACACUAAUUGAGUUAGUUAUGGCAUUAAAAUACACAAAAAUAAAGAUACUACAGAGUUUUUUUUUUAAUAAAACCAAUUUUCCAACAAAGAAAAGUUGUUUCUGUCAAUCAUAGUUUGUCAAACUGGGAAAAACUGGCAUGGCUAAAAUUGGAACCAGCAGGUCAGAUCUUGAUAAAAAUCCAAAAUCCGCACACGAAAUCGCAAUCCCUGUAUUUCUGAUCCCUCUGAUCUCUCCUGUGUCUUUGAUUUCAACCUGUAUCUCAAAAUACGUCUACAAGAGAGCAAGCAAAGAAUAUGAUCAACAUGAACAGCAUAAAGCCAGAGAUAAAAAGGAGAAGCUGCAUUAAAGUGACUGGAAGAUCACAAAAAAAUCUCCAUCGGUUGCAGAUAAAAGUGCAGAAAACAUAAAAGGAUGUCUUAGGAUUUAUUUGAAUUCAUCUGAGUAUACAUUUCUAAAGUUAGAUAAUAAGUUACAGACACAACAAAUAUAAGUUCAUACUGAUAAAUUAUUCAUUGGAAGCUGCUCAGUAGCAGAGCUGUUUUGCAUACGCCCCUCAAACCUGAAGCUCCUUUUCAUUCACGGAAGGAAUCCUUGAUUAUUUCUGUGUUAGAAACGCAGCUCUUCAGAUCAAAUUACCAUCAUUUGUUCUCAAUGUGACGCAAAGCAGUCUCCCGUUGCAGAUAUGACUUUUAACCUCUCCUUUACCAUCUGAAUCAUCAGUUUUUUUGUCCAAAGUCAGCUUCAUUGUACAUGUUCUGAAAACCCCACGCUAUGCAUGACAUAUCCAUUACCAAAAUCAAUAAUUUAGAUGGCAGCCAUUGUUUUUGCGUGCUUUUUAAUCACACCAUCAUAAGCACUUACCCACCCCAGAAGGCGGCCUGGCGGUGGGAGGCUGGCGGUGAAAUUAAAAUAAUGAAUAAAAGAUAAGACAGGACGGAAAGUGCUGAACCGGGGACUGAGCGGCAGUUAAGAAUCCAGGGCAGAGGCCAUGAUUUUCAGCGCCUCUCACUGUGGCGUUUGUGCCUAAAAGACUGUGUAGAUAAUUUGACCCGGCGGCUCCUCAGUAGGGUCACGGCCGGGUCCUCUGGUCUCCUUCGGGGGGGUUCUGCUGCCUGACUUCCUGGAAGAUUAGAUUCUGAUCUGUGGUCAGCAGUGUGUGUGAUCUGCGGGAAUGUGACGGAUGACUUCUCCCCGGGUAAUAUGGCGAAUGAGCCGGCUCUAGAUGCUGAUCUUUUCGUCUUGCUUGGGCCGUAUGGUUGAGAUUUACAUGAUGAGAUUGGGCUGCAGCCCCCUUGGGGGCACUGGAAAAGGAAGUGACAUAUUUGACAGGUCAUGGGGUGGCUGCUUGCUCCAUUAUCAGCGUGGCUCCGUGGUACUUUGCAGACAUGUAGUUCAAUGCAUCCCCCUUUUCCAGAUGUGUUUUCUUGCACUCCUGAGCCAUUGUGGGGAUUAAUUUCAUGCCUCAGUAACUCGCUUUGGUUCUCGCUUCAUUUACGCCCACAAAUGAUGCGUUUUCCAAUCGAUUGCAUUUGUUUAAAAAAAGACACUUCACACUUAAGUCCUGUUAUUUUCAUUCUAUCAUUAUUUUGGCUAUUAAUAUGAUAAUUAUAAAGACAUUUGGAAAAUAACGAUUCAAAACAUGCUGCUGUAAAGAAAUGUUUACUUUGCGAACACAGCAUUCUGCUCCUCUUCACUCCUGUUAAUGUCAUAAUCAAAGCCGCUCAAUAUCAAAUGUAUAGGUUUGGCUUGAAACAGUACCAAUGAAGAUGUGAUAUCAGUCUUAUUAAGUGUAGGAAAAAAAGUCUGAUUGGAAAUAAACAUCUCAGACCCCGCUUAUAGAAAUUGAUGUGUAAAGUAUUUCCUAUAGCAGCACGGGUGCUGUGGAACACACUCUGAUUGACGUCUUCCUGGCUCUGCACACAAAACAAGUAUGACAUAUGAGUUAACAAAGUCAAUAUGAACCAAGAGUUAUUAUAUGAUUUGCAAUCCAUAUCAGAGUUAGUGAGCACAUGCUCACUAAUGUUGGCUUACUGCCUCCAUUAGUCCCUACAUCAAUAUAUGAAAUGCUUUUCAAAAGGUCAGAGCUACAGUAACAAAUAGACGGACUUACCCUUUAAAUUUGCAGAAUGUCUGGGUUUAAUUGACUAAAUAAAUAUUAUCACUCCUGAACAGAUAUUUGCCAUUUCUAUACAAGUACACCCAAAAUGAGUGUCUGUCAACUAUUGUGUCUAAGGCUAUGUUCACACUGCAGGUCAAUUCCAAUUUUUUAACCAUAUGUAACACAUACCUGAUUUUUUCGUGUCAGUGUGAACAGUGCAAUUCUGAUUUUUUCAAACCCAACUCAGGCCUCUUUUGUAUGUGGAUAUAAAUCGGAUAUGUAUCCGAUGUGACUGCAGUGUGGACACUCAGGUUGCAUUUAUCCGACCUAUACAUCAUCAAUAUUAUAUCAUCAAUGAUAACCCUAAUGUGAACGACCGCACAAAAAGAUCAGAUUUAACAAAAAAUAUGAAUUGUGCAUCAUAACCUGCAGUAUGAACGUAGCCUAUGAAACCACCAGUCCACAGAUAAGGCUGAAGCAUUAGCUUAUAGAUGCUACCAUAACGCUAAAAUCCUCAACUACCUGGAUGUAAACAAACACAUAAAAACAAUGCCAUCCUUCAGGGCACUGCAGUUUUUUGACUUUGAAAAUGCAGCUUUCAACAAUUCCUCUCCCUCUUUCUUUCUUUCCUUUCCCCGAAUUUCGACCCUAAUUCUCUCUUUCCCACUGCCAUCUACUUUAAAUAACCUUCAGCAUGGACCCUUCAGCACGGACACUAAAUUGACUUCUGCUUUGAAGAGAACCGAAUCAAUAAAUAAGACAACCGCAGGUACACAUGUUCAUCAGUAGCAAACACAGACUGUCACUGGAACAAAUUUCAAAACAUCAAUUUUUACUGUGGGAGUGAUGUUCUCUUCUUUUGAAUCAUUCAUUACUUUAAUAAAUUGAAAACUUACCAAACUCAGACCUUGUAUCAUUCAUACUGUUUGAAAAAGCUCCGAAACCACAUUCUGCGGUGCAUGCAAAACUUUCAUUCUGGUAGCGAUUCACAAUCCAUUACUCUCGCUCCAAGUUGUUCUUUUCCGUCUUUUGUGGUAUGAUAAAAAAUACCUCGCUACUAAAAUUUAUUCUCUGACUAAACUCGCUUCUUCAUGGAAGUAAAAGGUGAAAAAGUAAAAGCUCUGAAAUAUCCUCAUCGUACAGGAGUGAAGAGUGGUGCUCUGAAGAAAAUUUGUAUAGCUCAUAUCAUAUUAUAUAUAUCACAAAGCAACGGGUGACUAUAGACUUCAUCCAUGUCUUAUCCUAUAUAGUCUGUGGUUUCAGAAGAGAGGGGGAUCUCUUGUUACUUCAAUAUCUCUGAGCCAAAUUAAAACAGCCUUGACAGUGUGGGCGCCCAUGUCAUCAGUGGUCAUUUAUCACCAUCCCUCUUCAGCCUAUCGGAAGGCUUCGUCCGUGUCACAUAUCAGCCUGACAUUCAGGGCCGUGUCCCCCUCACUGUGGCCUCAUGCUGAACCUUAAUUAUUGAGAGUGUUCCAGUGGAAAAACAUUUUUGUCUGCCGCUGACACAGCAGUGACACAUCCUUUAUUCUUCAUCAGACUACUUCUGUUGCCCUAGCUGUACUUCCUGUGUUUUUGGUGGACACCAACCAAAAUCCACUUCCCGUCUUUUGGAAAUGUGAGGAGGUCACUGUAGGGGGCAUGAACAGAUGGGAGAAGAUGUACCAAAUGUGUGUUUACAGGCCUUUGGCUAGUAUUGGCUUUUACAGUCAGCUCUUUAGUUGUUUGUGUGAAGAGGCCAUAACAGGAAAGUGCUUGGGUCUGCAGGCGGUACAGUAAUUCUGCUUACAGUCUGAAGCUAUUAUCUGUUUACUUUACUCUUCAGUUCUUUGCUUAUUUGCUUUGGGAGGAUCUGUAAGUGGGCCUACAGGGGAAAUGGCAGGGAAAUGCUUGGUGGAAGGGCUUGUUCCUGAAUGACAAACUGUUUCUUUCGCCUGGCGCUGGAUGGUUGGAGUCAGUCAGCGAGAGAAGGUCGAGAGCAUUCCUGCUCAGCUGCACACGGAGACUCUACGGACAGACUGUGCUCUUUCUCAAGGUCUCCUGAGUGUCUUCUUCGCAGGGUUUUCAGUCCACUCUGUCAUUUUGUGCUCACGGUUUAUUUUCUUCUACAGCCUGAAUGCAGCAGAAAAGGACCUAUCUCAUUUCACCUUUUCUUUCUGGCCUUGUGGUUGCAAAACAACCGCGCAGCCACUUCAUGAUUAUGCUGUGCACAUUCCACUUAUGUAGAGCCGUUUUUAUUCUCUUCCACUGUCACAGAUAAGAAAUAUUCAAGGUUUUAUUCCCUGUAAAAGGAGACGGUAACGACGCAAAAUUCAAGGUGUACUACUCUGCCAACCCAAAUCAGGAAUAAUCACUUGUUUGCAGCUCUUAUUUGCCAGUCAGUAUCGAAUAACCUACUCAGAACCUCGCUAUGUAUUGGUGCAACGGAGCAUGAAUACGAUUUGCAUCCAUGACACCCUGAUUUCCUCUCCCAUUAUCCAUGCAUCGUUUAUAUAACUCAUGGUUUCAAAUUGAGCAUCCAGUUAUCAAUUUAUCAGAGGGUUUAAUCAUUUUUAUAAUGAUUGUUUGCUAUUAAAUAGAACAACCCUGCCAGAGCAAAUCGACUCACUUGAUUGAAAAUAAUAUAAAGUACUGCUCUACAUCUCAAUCUGCAAUAUUACCUCUUAUCUGCCUGUUGCUGCGGUAGAUAGAGGAAGUUAAAGCUAUUACGCUAUAUAAACACCACUGAUGGAUAAACAAUGAUAGAUAUUUUAGAGAGAAGUCCACCUCCUUCUUUUAUUUGACUGCCUAAAGAUGAAAACUUAAUAGAGGAAUAUUAAUCAGCGCUCAUACAACAAAGCCAUCACCAUAAAUGUUGUUGUGACGCUCUAAUACCACAACCCUUAAACAAGCACAGACGACAAGUGGCAUCUGGUUGUUUGGAUGUAUAUUGGUCUGGUUUAUGUAUGCUGUGUCCGAUUAAACUGGUAUACAAUAACUGGACCAGAGACAUGAGUAACCAGCACAGGCAUAUGGAGGUUGAUCUGGAAUAUGGUUGAGUUGUGUUGAGUUGUAUUUAGUCUCUUUGCUAAAGAAAUUAGGCAAAGUUAAAAGGAUGUUUGGUGGCUAGUACUAUGGCUGGGACCCUAUAUGUAUUGUUGAUGAAGUUAGGUGCUGUUCUGAGCAUUAUUUGUGUCUAUAGAGUGGUGUUUUGGUUGAGGUUUGUUUAUAGCUCCUCAGACUGCUGUGUAUUGCUAUCCUGCGGUCGUUACCAAAGUUGGUGUAAUAGAGAAGCAAGCGGUCCGCAACAUUCAUCUCUCGAGGGGGUGUCUAACUCGGUGUUAUGGUGUGUUUGACCCUAAAUUAAUUUUACGACGGAAUAUCCCUUUAAGUCAAAUUGGUUGGAGCAUCUCUUCCUCUUAUCUUGAUUUAUUGACCUUAACUUGAGUAUUAGUUGAUUUCUUUAGAGGACUAGCAUAAUUGCAGAAUAUAAAAAGUAGUGUAAACCAAUUUUACAAAAAAAUAUUACAUUUGUGAGCCACCUUCUCUAAUAAAUCUCAAUUAAAGAAAACCUGUGGUUGGAAAAUGCCAAUUGCUGACAUGUAACUAGCUCAUUACCAUUUUUCGAGGAGUAUCUAUUGCAUCUCAGGUGUAGGUAACAGACUCAGAACAACCCAAAUGGUGGGUUUUAUGGGACUGACUGCUGGCACCUUUCUUUGUAUCAAAACAGAAAGAGCAUUUCAGGUCCCAUUAGCAGGCCAUACCAUUUAUAUCAUCUAUUUCAAAUAUCAGAGAGCCUCAGAAGUGUGCUUCCAACUGCACAGGCUGCUCCUCUAGCCAGGUAUGAUGAUUGUCCCUUGGCUGUGGUUGUUAAGAAUUGAUGACUAAAGAGCUGUGGUGUGUAUUUGUCAUUCCAGUUGUCAGAGAACAUUUACAGAACUAUGAAACCUGACCACAGAAUAUGCAGCUAAGAAAAAAUAUCCCUACACCCUGGAAGUUAAGUUUAGUUUAGUCUGUUUAUGCAGCCCUGAGGUCAUUUUUCUUCUUGAUCAAUGCCCCGGAAAGCAAAUUUUUACUUUGACAGGAUAAGAAGAGAAGAAAUUGGAAAGCUUUGGCUGUGAUUGGUGCUUUCAUUUAAGCACAAAAUAGACAAUCUGUCCAUCAACACUGUAGCUAUCCCCCCCCAAAUAAUCAAUCAUUCUUUAUUGACAGCAGUAAACACAAAGAGAGGAUUGUUAAGCAGAGAUGAAAAGACAAAGAGACAACAAUAGAUUUUUUCAGAUUGGUUAUUUUUUCUGAGCGGAGACAGACAGCUCAGAGGGUGAAUUUAAACAACAGAGUUUAAACAAAUGUUCCCGCUUGUCUCACUGAUGUGUGCUUGAAUGACAGUGCAGACAGUACUGAGAGGUCUCUCUCUGAUGAGUUAUUAAGGCCGCGGCAAUUCCAUUUCCCCCUCACAGGGAGGGAGCCAUCAGCACAGCAUGCAGGCCAUUACCGCUGAUGUCUGUCUUUGAAGUUAAUUACACUCAUUCUGAAUCGGAGUUAUCUGACUGGUCAAUGUGUUUGAUCCCUCCAGUCAGAUGACACUUAUAAUUGGAAGUUUUGUUCCCCGGGACUCCCAAAGUCAGAGACGAAGACUAAAAUAUUAAUGGUCUGAAACACAAGGCGGCAAGAUUGUGAAAAUUAUGCUCUAACAAUAAACAAACUACGUCAGUAGGAAGCCAACUAGGCCAAAGCCCAGCUGGCUACCUGAUAAUAAUAACAUAUUUACCUGCCAGUCAGAUCAGAAGAGCCUCAAAUCAUUCCUGGUUAUGCAUUUAGAAAAUAAAUAAUAAAUUAAUCUCCAUAAUUGUUGUUUAUGAUGUGUAGAGAGCAAAAAUAUUUUAAUAAACAUGCUAAACUCUGCAGUAGAGAUUGGCACAUGAAUGUGGGCUCCAGUGAGGUUUCCUUGGCCGUUCAAGCCAGACUCACAUGAAUGCUCAAAAACCCUUUUUUGCGUUUGUGUACUGGUUUCAUUUUCAACACCAGAGGCUGCUACUUGGUUCAACCAAAUGGAAACCUCCAGUCUCGAGAUAUGAAGUCGAUGCAAAAGUGCUAAUUACGGCAGUUCCUCAAGUGAACCCUUGAGAUUUGCUGCAGAAGUAGGGCUGGGGGAUAUGGUCUCAAAUCAAUAUCACAAUAUAUUGAGCAGUUCACCUCAAUAACGAUAAACGGACAAUAACUACUCCACAAGCUGCUCACCCCCUACCACAUUUACUUUGUCAACUUUAGAUGCCGCUACAACUUUUGAACUGUCCUCCAUCUCCUCACCUGUUUUUCGCUCUUUGUUACGGACUGAAUGGGGUGGAGUCACGUCUCUGACGUAGGACAGCGUCUUAAAGAGACAUGAGACCAUAGCCUACCUACACACAUCCAAAACCAACUUUUAUUCAUUUAUUAAUUUUUUUGACUGAAUUGGUUAAUUUUUGGUUUAUCGUCCAGUCCUAUGCAGAGGCAUACAGCAGCUACAUCUUUGGUUACAACUGGUGGUGGAAAUGAAGCCACUACAGCCCCUGGUCAAUGUGUAGGGGUUUUAUGCUAUAGCCAACAUAUUCCAAAUAUCAGAAGAUCCAAAAUUCAAGUAUCAGCUGGCAGUAAACCCAAUGUUCAAUUAAUUCCAUUGUUUUAAGUGUUAAAGUAAUUAUAAAGCCUGAACAUUGGCAUUUACCAGGCUAAGAGUUCCAACUGAGCUGUUUCUUACAUGUAAAAAGUCACUGUUGAUUGUUUCUUAAAGUUUUAAUCUUUAAAACCUUCAGUCAAAAGGAUUUUCAGAAUUCCAGUUUUCAGAAACUGAAGAAAUUGUGAAGUGUUUGAUCAGGCUUUAACACUAGAACAAUGCUGAAAUUAAAAGUAAAAAGUCUACAGCCUUCAACUAACCUUCAAGCUUGAAAGCAAAAAACUUCAACCUGACUUCAAGCGUAUGUAUUUUUAAGUGACUCAUUUCUCUGACAUGCAGUGGUCAAAAAGCACUAAAUCACUUCAGAAGUUUCGAAUUCCUCUUUUACAUGGAGAAAUGUCAAAAUCCAUAUUUUGAACCAUCAUUUGAAGGUCUGUCGGCUUAAAAGGUAGCUGAUGCAACCUUGUGUCCUUUUGUCCGCUGCCCUCCAGCCAUAUUUCUGCUGCCGUUUAGCUAUUUCAUCACGUUUGAUGGACAGGGGCAACGAAUUUGCUUUAUGAAUAGAGCAGAUCUGUCAAGCUGCCAGUCCCCCCACUGCUACAGUUAGCAGACUGAUUGAUUUAGAUGCAGGAUCCCUCGAGAGUGACAUUGUCUCGUCAAUGACAAAGUCCCUUUUUCCUGUCUCUCUCUCUUCAUCUUCCUCUCUCUCUCUUUCUUUCUUCCCUCUAUCUUCGACCCUAAUUCCCUCUUUCCCACCGCCAUCUAUUUUAAAUAACCUUCAGCAUGGACACUAAAUUGACUUCGGCCUUAAAGAGAACAGAGUCAAUAAGCGCUAAUAGCAUGACAACCACAGGUACAUAUGUUCAUCAGUAGCAAACACAGACUGUUACCUGAACACAUUCCAAAACAUCAAUUUUUACUUCAAGAGUGAUGUCCUCCUCUGUAAAAAACAAACUUUUUACUCUUUUUCAAUAAACUGAAAACUUACCAAACUAAGACCUUGCACUAUUCAGACUGUUUGAAAAAGCUCUGUUACCACUUUCUGCAGUGCAUGUAAAACUUUCAUUUCAAUAGCGAUUCAUAAUCCAUUACUCUCGCUCCAAGUUCUAGUUUUCCUUCUUUUGUAAUACGAUAAAAAAUGUCUCGCUACUGAAGUUUAUUUUCUGGCUUAACUUGAAAAGAUUUCCAUAUCGGGAGUGUGCAAAAAGUAGAAGAACAGACACUUCUUCGUGGAAGUAAAAGGUGAAAAAGUAAAAGCUCUGAAAUGUCCUCAUAGUACAGGAGUGAACAGUGGUGCUCUGAAGAAAACUUUUGGAGCUCAUAACUCAGAAUUCCUGAAUAACGACAUAGGACACACUAAAAACAACAGAACUACUUUUUAGUUUGUAGUUUUUACUGCUGUAAGCUCUAUGUUUUGUUUCCAUACAUGUAAUUUUUUAAAGGUUUGGUUUCAUAAGUACCAUUUUUGUCAUGUCAUAAUGGUUGUGUGUGUUUACUCUGUUGUUUUAAGAAUUGUUAACACAUUGGUUGGACUGAAAUCGCACCAAGUCAAACUUCUUUAAGUCAGACUAGCAUAGCUUAAUAAUGUGGUUGAGAUUCAGCAUUUCUCCUCCAGGCUAAGUGUCAAAAAUGAAUUCAGGAAUCAGUCUUGUGGCUGAUAAUCUCAGUUUAACAUUUUACAGCGCCUUCAAGAGGCCUUUUGAAUAUUCAAAAAGUAUGAAUCUCUAAUGUUUUCAUUAAUUAGAAGAGUAAACACUCUAGUGAAGAGCAGAUUUGUGCAAGCUCUUUCUCGGCUACUGUCUCGCCUUCAUUCCUAACCACUUUCCCUGGUCUAAUCCGACGUUUUGCCACGGGGAACACUUUAUUAUUAAGAACCCUCCUUUUUCUUGAACAAAAGUAGCAGUUAGAACUUCUUCAGGGUUGGAAAUCGUUCCUUUCAGAGUGGCGCUCGAUUUCCCUCCACCUGGAUCCCGGUGAGUCUGUUGCUGGGACGUGAUGCUGAGGGCACAGCUGGGGGUAAAUGACACUGCUUGAGCGGGGAGGCAGGCGCUCUCCAGCCGCCCUCUUAUCAGCUCUGCUGCGAGCUCCGUGAAUACAGAAAAGUGCGGUGGGUGUAGGCGAUGGUGAUGGUGGUACUGGUGGUGGUAAGGGGGGCAGACAAUAUCGGGAGAUGUGAGGAGGAGGACUGAUGACUCACUCUUAUCUUAUGAUAUAUGCGAGCAGAAGCGGGCAGCAGGUGUAAUAUACGUCAAACUCGGGGCAGAUUCCUGCUAUUUUCAAAGUGUGAAGGUGUGAAGCAUUACCAGAGGCUUUGAGCAUAUUCCCCAACAUUCACUUCAUACUUUUAAAAAGUGUCCUAGACCUUCAGCUCUGUUUGCUGUCUGUCAUUAUGCCAUAUUGUGUUCUGCCAUCCUGUUGGCUCAGCUCCAAACACAAAGAAAGCCUCAAGGAUAAAACUCGUCGUUCCUGCUGCAGGAGCAUUAUCAUUAAAAGAUCCUCCAUUCUCUCACCCUUUAGACACUGGCCUUCCUGUUAUCUGUGCAUGGCUGUUGAUCCAUGUGACUCCACAGUGAGGAAUACAUUUUCUGAUAAUAUAAUCCCUCCUUGGGUCCAGACCGGGUAUCUUUUAUAUUCGUGUCCCACCCCAGGAGACUCUGACACGUGGCCUUGUAGUUCCUGGGCUGCACGCAUCCCCUGGUCCUUAUCGCUCCUUCCAUAUUGUGACUCUGAUACACUCGGAGGAUGGACUGGCAGCUCGGGGAGUGUGACGCCGAGCUGCCUGAUUAAAACGGGAAGUGUAACAGGAAGUCUGGGGGAUUGGUUUAACCUUCCGUGAAGAGAUUAUUGCUCAAUAAUUAGUCACAAUCAAAAGUGUGUCAUUUUCCAUGUGACUGUUUGAGCUGAGUUGUCAUUUACUGGAUUUCUUGUUACUCUUUUGUGGUUUUUCAGAUCAUCAAUAUUUAAAACGGAUAAGCAUCUUUCACCUUUGCUCUGCACUUUAUCUUCCUCCGUCUAGUUUAUCUUCCCUUUUUUCAGCCUGAGGUUAUAUCUCUGGGACUGCAGAAACAGUCAUUAGGGACAGUCAUUGCCAGAAAGCGUUGCCGUUUGACUGUUUUCAAGACAAAGCGUUAUAUUUUCUGACUGGGAAAAACUGAAGGGUGAGAUGACGAGGUCUUGCGGGGAAAGAUUCAUCUUGAAACUUAGAUGGAAGAUUUUCUUUUAAGUAAGGGUGCGUGGCCUUGUGCAGAGUCCCAGUUCAGACAUAAGCUUCAAAAACCUCAAAUAGACGAAACAACAACAACAAAAAAAUCAUGUCUGACCAUGACAAAGUAAUACUCCUUUGGCAAUCAUCAACACAAUGGGACUUUUCAGCUGUGCAGUCUUUAUAUAAUGAUGAUUAUAAGUCACUUGUUCACUGUUUCCUUCCAGCUACAUCAGGGGAUAAUUAUAUUACAUUAGUGCCAUCUUUUUUUACAUUGUUUCCAAGUCUUUUAGAGGGAAGACUUGGAAAGUACUGACUUUAACAGACUCUGGCAGCAUUUUCGGACAUAAAUUUAUGAGCAGAACGAGAUUUGUGAGCUGUUAAGAGCAAGGGUAUAUGCUAUGAGUUGCCUUUAACAGUGCGGUCUUAAUGGAUAUACACCUUUAUAAAGAUAAGGGUCGAUUAGUUUGGAGUUCACAGAUCAGGGCUGUGACUUUGACUUGUCUUUUGCUGUACUUCCCUUUAAAACUGAAGAAGAAGCAAAGUUCAGAGUUUUCUUGGCCUGUCUUUCCUUUCUUAGUCACAGUAUUGCGUCAAUGGGUGAUUGAAAUGUUUCGUUUUAGGGUAAAGGGUCAUUUCAAGUCAUUCUUGCGUUUUCAAAGUUGCUACAUCAGCUAAAAAAUUAAACUGAGUCAACAUUGAUUCCUGGUUAUUUCUUAAUUUCUUUUCCGUUUUCUCACACUAGGCUAAUGUCAGCGGAUGAGGUGGGCUGUCCUCCAUAUUUCAUCAUGGACUCCAACCCUUGGCCAUUCCUCCGCCUCAAAACCACCCAUUCGGCUGGCUCCUUCUCCACAACAUCCCCCUGUGUCUAAGCUACGACACCUGGGACUUACAGGCUGCUGACAACAUGACACAGAUGGACUACAAAUAUAGCCUGUUGGGCUCCACAGUGGAUGACUACCGGAAGAGGCCUCUGAUCCUGCAGGUGGAUGACACUCCGAUGAACCUGUUUGCGGUCCUGGAGGUGAAACGGGAGCUGCCAAGACGUUGGAAUACCCUAGGCUGCUUUCGUAAGAUCCGUCUCUACAGCUUCCUGUUUGGCUUGGCUGUAAUGUUCCUCAUCAUGGCUUCGUACAUCCUGACAGGAGACAAGAAAGGCCUCCUCCUCACGCCAUCCCCUUAUCACUUCAGCAGCCUGGUCAGCCCGGGACCUUUUGCCUUCAACCUCUCUUCGGUCAAAGACUAUGCACAUAUCAAACUGGUAGUGAAGUCUAUCACGUCCAAGGUGGAGUUUCGUAGCAGGCGGCAGCUCCCAGAGCUCAAGGCGCUGGUUAACAGUGAGCCACAUGUGAGUAUAUAAAAGCAAAAUUUAUUCCAUCUCCGUUUAACUAUCCAAAGAUAUCUUGAGGAUGCAAACUAUAUCAGACAUUUAAUUUGUCAUCAGGUUGACUAAUGUCAUGAAUCCCCGUAGCGUUUCAUAGUAUCAAUGUUAUCUAUCUAAUUAAAUCAUCAUACAAACACAGCCCAGCAUGAUAUUGAUCUCUCUUUUAAUUGCCAAUCACAGAUGUAGGUCCUGAAGCGUAAUUAAAGGCAAAGAGAAAAGGUGAUUCGAAUCAGCAUUCGUGCCUACAUGUCGUCUACAGGGGGUUUAAUGCAGCCACCCUGUUGUAAUUCCCCAAUGGUUGCAGUUUCUAAUUUAAUUUAUAAAGAGAUAAAACUGCUCAGCAAACCUUGUACAACACCUCAUGUCACAGCAGAUAAUUGCAUAUGUCUCUACCAAUUUUUUCCUCCUCAGAAGGGAUUUAAAGUUCAAAGUCAUCCCAGUCUUCCAACACAUCGGCUCCAGCAGCUUUCCCGAAGUGUCCGUCUCACCUCAAAGCCUGCUUCAAUUAAUUGCUAAUUCUAAUGAUAAUGGCUUCUGCCAGGGCUAUUUGCAACAUAACUAAUUUCUUAUUGAACCAGCUAAUGAAUGGGCCAGUGUAGGAGAGUGUGGCCGCAGGACAAUCAAUACCACAUCUGUGGACGUAUCCGGCAUUAAUUGUCCUCAAAGUAGCUGUGUCUCACAGGCACUGAGUGAGCCGUAGUUACAUGGGCUUGUGUUGUAUUUGAUCACACGAAAAAAAAAACCACAAAAACGCUUUGAAAUGCGAGGAGAGGGGGAGACCAGAAGUCGGAAACGUCUUGUCUCGCUCCAACAUCUGAGGAUGAGGUUGGUUUCCUUUCCCAGGGCAGAUUGGGUAACUUCAUGUAAACUGCUGUCAGAAAGUCAAAGAGCAGAUGUUCUCAUUGAAUUUUUUUUUCCACAGUGGUUCAGAUCCUUGAAUAUGAAAUGAAUCAAACUACAAGGUUUCAGUAUUAAGGGCUUACAAAGCCACAUUUUAGGUGGUUAUAAAAACAGACGAUCAUUUUUAAGGUUUUAUGCCUUGAUGAUAGUGACGUAUCAUCAGUGUAUUUUUGCUGAAACCAACAAACUGAGAAUUACCUCAAAGAACUGCGUCAAAUUCGGCUUAAAUAUCAGCAACAACUAAAAAGGGGAAGUGGGUAACACUUCACAAUAAACAUAACUUAUAAAUGGUAAAUAGACCAUUUAAAUGAUGAUUAAACAUUAAUAAACUAUCUAUUUACCAUUCAUAAAUUACGGUUAUUGUUAAGUGUUACCGUGAGUAGAAUUUGGUGAUGAAAGGUCAAAGGGAAGCUAAUAUGACCUCGCAAAAGGUCAGCUUUACUCUGAUAUCACAGUGUGGUUAAAAAAAACAAUUUCUCCAGCUGUUAUUUCAGUCUCAAACAAUACUACUGAGAUUACUUUCUACAUUUGCACCUUGUUUUUUUCUCCAGACAAUAACAUGUUCUUAGAGAAUCAGAGGAAGAUAUAGUCUGGAGUUACAUCCUGUAUUAAAAUGAUUGUGGUCUGACUUCUCUCUUUUAAUAAAAGCGGACUUCUGCUGCUGCUUUGUUUUAUGAUAAUAUUCCUGUCCUUGCCAGUCACGCUGUCAUUGUGUUUGAAACAAUGACAGAUAGAUCCUGACUGGUGGGCGGAGGCACACAGCUGCUAGGUGGUACUUCAUGUUUGUUUGAAACAGAAAAAAGUUCUUCACUGGCCAAGUCAGUGUCCUAGCUUCAAUGCGGCACAAAACACAAUAGAUCAGGGAGAAUGUGUGGAUGGUGGCUGGGCAUCAAGGGUGAAAACAAGAGUUCAUGCUGAUGUUGUCUGGACUCCAGCCCUCAGGUGGAUACUGAGUGCCAGUUUUGAUAUGAAGUAUUAAAAACAAUGGUUUAAUGAAGUUUAUGUGAAAUGCCUAACAAGGUUUCCUGCCACCCAAAACUGAAGGACCGUGCAUUGAAAAUUCCCUCGAGUUCAGAGCCAACUUAACAAAUAGUGUCAAAAUGUCUAAAUACUGUCUGGCUGCCUCUCUUUGUGUGUGUGUGUGUGUGCGCUCACUUGUGUCAAUGUGCCGGUGAAUUUAAAGCCAAUUUACAGUGAAUCUGCCUCUCCAGAGACUCUUUACUCCUGCACAAACUUGUCGUGAAACGUUCAGCUGGAACCCACACAGACGGUGGUUUCCUACACCUGCCAAAACAGUGGCCUGUACUAGAAAAGAGAAGAAAAAAAAGGUUUUGAAUUGUUUAAACAAACCGCUUCCUUUAUGGGAUCAGGGAAAUGGCUGGAAUGUGUUUAUGCUCCAAGGCUCAGCUUUGGGAGUCAUCAUUUUAAGAGUUUACAAGAGCUUGUCUGAAAUGGCUUUUUAUAUAUUUAGUAAAUAUGGUCACUCUGAAGUUUAAUGCGGCUUGCUUUCUUUUUCCUUCGCAGAUGUUUUCUGUUAUCCCCCGCAAAUUCCUUCCUGGCAUCAAGAACCCUUGCUGGUACGAGGAAUACACUGGGAAUAUCACUUUGGACCCUUACAGGACAAAUUUGUACGCACGCUACUCGAGGCGCUUCCGGACGGUGUUUCAGCACUUGAGGAACACUUUCCGGGAACACUUGCUCCACCGCGAUGGGAAACUCUACCGUAUGCGGUGCCUUCCUUUUUUCUAUAUCAUUGGACAACCAAAGUGUGGCACCACAGACCUGUAUGACAGACUGAGGCUGCACCCUGACGUCAAGUUCACCACUUUUAAGGAGCCGCACUGGUGGACCCGCAAAAGGUUUGGUGAGUAAAGAAAACAGAAGUGAGUCCCGUGGGUUGGUACACAAUAAUGAAAGCCCGGGAGCAUUAUUAGCAUGAGUAUUAGUAUAUCAUUUUGUCAGAGCAAUACCUCAGGGGGCUCCAGCUCAACAGCUGAUGCUUGAAGGGGUCUCGGCUCAAAGGCAAGCUCGUCUAAUUCAUGAGUGCAGUUUAAUUAUCUCCUGCAUUCAUAAUAAUGCCAUUGUUUUCUUUAGAUUUGUGGACUGUGUUGACUAAAAACCAUCAUUUCUAUUGAUUGCAGUGAUAAAACACGGGGACACACCAUUUUAAAAACUCCACACAGAGUCAAAUUGAUCGUUUUCCAAUAUCAAAUACACCAAAAACUGAAAACAAUUGUUUUGUUUUUUUUCAUUAAAACCUAUCUGGAUGUGCUUUGGGCCUUGAAUGUGACAUGAAUUAACCAACUCUGAUGCAUGCAGUUCAAUCUCCCAAUGCAAUUAACAAAGAAAUGAAUAUUCAAGACCCAUCGCGCGCUGUGCAUAAUAAACGUAAAUGGUUUAUUUUCUACCUGAGAAUUGUUAGCCUGAGAUUUACAACUCUAGUGGAGUAUUUAUGUUCCUGAUGACCUCUUUAAUGGUCUUUUAAUUUCCUCCUCUUCCUUUUUACACUAUUAUAAUCCUUUUAUUGUACAUUAUUCUUUUCUUGCUACACCGGUGGUUGAGCUCAUCCUGUGACAACGCUCAUUUAAGGCUCACCUAGGACUGUAUCGAGCCCUACAUCUCAACUGAAUGUAGUAGAUGCCUCUGUGGUAGAAACCACUUGAAAAGUACACGUUGAAAAUGCAGAGUCUGAAGCCUCCUCGCACGCUUUGAACCCACAUGUGUGGGUGCACCGUUUCCUGCACUUGUUUGGCAAAUGUUGCACUCGUUCCUCACGACACUUCUGCCCACUGUAAACUUUGUUUUCCUUAUCUCGUUUCAGUUUACAGCUCCCUCUUUGGGUUUUAUCCUCUCAUUUAUUGGAGAAACAGAGCAAUCACAGAUUUAUUUAAUUAGAAAGCAAAUCAUCUCAAUUUACGAGGAAGCUAUGGCAUAUUGAACAAAUUCUUUGAGGGAUAUUUCGGAGCGUUAUUACUCUCUACUUUUCUGGGAAUAUUUGCCAACUUUUUUUGGUGGAGAUUUAUCCAUUUGCAGAAGCAGUUUUCACUCAGACUACACCCAACCGACUCCCCACAGCCCUUGCUUCUCACUGUUGGUUGUCUUAGAGUUUGAACAGGUGGUGAUAUGUCAGUUCCCCAAACAAAGAGAUAAACCCUCAAACUGUGCGACGAGAGUUAAGAGCCGCCUCCGAGCAGACAUCUGGUUGUAUGGCGGCUCUGCUUUCUAAAUGUGUCGACGCCAUCGUGUGCUUCUCCUUCGCCAUGUGCACGUGUGAUGAACCACCCACAGCAGAUGGGAUUAAAAGCCAAUGGAUGAUCUUGGAGUAAGACUGAGAGCUUCUGUGUUUAACAAAAUCAAGCCGUAUUUAUCCUACAGAUGCUCCCCUGCAUUGUUAUAGUCUGGUUCGGUGGCUUCUCAUGCCCUGGCGAUUCUGAAUUUGUUUUUCCCAUCUAAGAAAAUUAAUAGAUAAUCAAUAUUCUUGGUAGCAGGAGGUUUUAAAGUAGCUCAGAAUCGAAAUUCAUCUUCUAGUUAGCUCUCAAAUGAAAGGAAAUCAUCACUGGCGAUACCAACACGCCUUUUGUUUUUUCGUCUAUAACCGGCUCUGCUAUUAAAGACUCAUGAAUUAUGGAGAAUCUUCGGCAGCUCGAGAAGCAGGGAUCUGGGCUGUGAGUCAGUGUGUGUGUGUGUGUGUGUUACUAAUGUCUGUCUGCCGUUGUGAGAACAGCGUAGAGAGGAUAAAAAUGCGAAGAGCAGAAGUUAAACUGAGGGGUGCUGAUGUGUUCAAAGUCAGCUGUGAUUAUGAAAUUGAAAGCAGAUUAGAUAAUGACUUUAUGUGAACAUACAGAGUGUAGAUAAUCUCAUAAUAAUUCUCAUUUAAGAACAGCAGCUGCACUAUCUCAUCAGCACAGCACGAGGCCUCAAUCCUUUAAUGGCGAUAUCUCACUGGCUGUGCAAGGGUGCGAUUCUGCGGCUCUGCAAAGACUGAUACACUUUGUUUUGCCUGCAGCCGCCCGUUUAUAAAUUACUUAAUAAUAAUAUCAGUCAUUUCACCAGUGGGGUUUUUGAUGUAAUACUUCUUGAGGGAGCUUGAUAAAGCAUUGGUCACAUAUUUUAAAAGAAUUUUAUCCAAAUUCUCACCAUAAAAAUUAAAGCGGGCUCAGCAGCGGCAGCCAAACGGAUCCUUUUGAAGUUCAUCCAGUUGCUGACAAUGCCCCAAAUCCCUCUGAGACUCGCAAAACCCAACUAAUGGAUUGAUCUGUCAGCAUGCAAUACUUAUUUUAUUGUGCUGUGUUCGGUUUGAGUUGAUAAUUAUUUGCACCUCAUAAAGCUGCAGGAUGUGGAUGAGUUGUUUGCCUUGUGUUUUGUGCAGACUGUGAUGUUGCAUAGCAGCUAAACGCCGCUAUAUCCCAAGGACAUGAGUCCCUCUCAGUUAUUGUCCUCUCUCUCUUUCUCUCUCUCCAUCCUUUCAUCUUUUCUCCCUCUAUCUCUCCAUCCCCUCCAGUGUUUUGCUUGCAGCUAUGCGCUUGUAAUCAGCACUUUUCUCUUAAGACAUCCUCCGAGAACACUCUGAAUUCAAAUGCUCUUGUUUUGUAUUUAUUUAUUUCAUUCCCCCCUCAAGGCUCCACUCAUGCAGUGCGCUGAAAAGGUGAUUUGAUGCGAUCCGCGCCACAUAACUUUCCGAGAGGAGCAGUUUGAAUGUUAAUCAGGUGUUUUCUGCCCUAUACGGCACCCAUCAAGGAACUGUUUGGAAGUUGGGUGAUGCUUUGUUCAUUUCAAAAAGAAAAAGAAAGAAAAGGAUGGAAAAAAGCCCUCAAGCAAGACACACUCGCCAUAUCACACUGAGUACAAAUAAAAUAAAUACAACCGCUCUGGAUAAAUAAUGCCGCAGAGUGCACGUUUAGAGAGUUUACAAGAGCUUUCUAAUCAUGUUUUUCUGCUAACCCGGGGAAGGUGUGUUACUGCAACACAAAGAAUCACAGAGAGUAAGAGACGCCCAGGCUACCUCAUUAUCCGUAUGCUGCGUGGAUGCUCCUAAGUCUUACACUCAAUCUCCACAAUAGCUGAGUAAAUUGUAAUUACGCCCCUGACCACAGGAGCUCAGAUGGGAAACACAUUUGCUUGUCCUGCAUCUCAAAGCAUUAACUCGACUUUGGCUCUUAAUUGGAAACACAGGAAACAGAGCUGGGACAGUACUCCCCGCUGGAUUUAGAUUGGACAUGAGGUUUGGUUUUUUAUUAGGUCUCUUUGCAGUGAGGACAACAGAGACGACCUAAUGACCUCUUUCGGUGUGAUCUCAGAAACAUAUGGAGAGGAAAAGAGCAGGAAUUAAAACAUUCUCGAUGGAUACACACCCAUCUCACUGCUACAGCUCUCCACCCAAACCCAGUCUAGUCUUAAUAUUUGAAGCUUGGCAGAUAAACAAGUUUUUCACUUUCUACUUUGGAAACGUGCUCACUCUUGACUCAUCAAACACAGCUGCUGGAGAAAAGUCUGUGGUCCUAGGCUUUGAAAUCUGACUGCCAGGAUAGGAUACCACACUACUGUACUCCAGCAACAGUCUUAGACAUGAGUUACCGCUCUGGUAUGCUACUUUCAAGGUUAACAUUGUGAAAGACCAAGUAUGGUUGGAUUUUCUAAUGUAUCAAGCCUCUAUUUGAUAUGAAUGUUUGAAAAAGAAAGGACAUAUGGGGACAAAGAGGGGGAUGCUAUACACCAAAUACCGCCAGGACAAGGACUCUGGUCUAUAAAUAGCCCGAGGAGGACUAUGGCCUCCGCUCUACAAGCUGAGCUGAACCAGCUCUCUGGAUUUUCAAAUUACAGCAACCCACAUAUGAUAACAAAUACGUCACACUUCACCAAACAAAUCCUGCUGAAAAAUGUCACACGACAUUAUAAGCAUCUAGGAUUUACUUGGACUUACAGCGCAGAACAGCCACAGCUUGUUUUUGUUAAAGCAGCAGAUCUACUUUGCUUGUUUAAGUGAAAAGAUUACAGUAUUAAUUUCUGGCAAAGACAAACUCAGUCAAAUUUUAUUUCAAAUACAUCACUCGUGAGAUGUUUGCUAUGACCAUGUGAAGAAAGGCUGUUUCUUUGGCUUGCUAUCAUUAUGUGGUUGGACAUAGACCUCCUUUAAAAGGACUUGCAGGCAUCAUAAAUUAAAGUUUAGACCAUGUUGAUCUUCUUGUUAAUAGUCUAGUUUGUUUUUUUGUGGGUCAUAUAAAGGUAUUGGUAUUGAUUUGUAAUAAGGGUGGGAAUCACUAGUGGCUCUACGAUACGAUAUUAUCACUAUACUAUAUUAUUGCAAUUUUUAACAUUUUGCAAUACAGUGAGUAUUGCGAUACAAUAUAUUGCGAUUUAUACAAUUUUUUCAACUGUUUAGCUAAUUUAGCAUUUGGCUUUCGUUUAUGUUUGUCUUAUUUGCACUGUAUUUUAUUUUCAUGUACACAUCUUGCAAACCUUACGAACUUGUACGAACUUUCUCCUGCACCUCUGUCAACCUCAAUGGACAAACAGUUGAUUAUAUUUUUCCAUUAUCAUAGAUUUGACUUCAUAUAAGCAAUUAAUUUAAAAAAAUCCAUACUUGGUAAAUGAGAUGAUACAAUAUAUCACCAAACAAAAUAUUGUGAUACUAUGCUGUAUUGAUUUUUUCUCCCACCUCUAAUUUGUAACUAGCAAGAAACUCAUCAUAGGAGCUUUAAAUUUGCCCUCUUCUAUGUGUGAUAUCAAGACUUUUAACAUGUCUAAUGCAACUUUUAUUGGACCCAAUCAUCCCUGUCCAGCACCUCAGAAGGACUUGGGCUCUUUGCACUAUCACAUGUGGUUUUUUUACAGUCAGGACAAGAAAAUUUCCCAAAACACACACAAUAAUAUGACACAUCGGGCUACUGAUCAAGUAGACGUAGAUGCUACUUUUAAAGAAACACAAGGCUGAUGGCUUUAAACCAGUAAAUUAAACAAGCAUUAAACAUGUAAUUGUUCCCAACUGAUUGUUCUUGUCUCCUAUGUCCACCAGGCAUCAUCCGUCUGAGCGAGGGCUUUCAUGAUCGAUACCCAGUGGAGGACUAUCUGGACUUGUUUGAUCAGGCUGCGUACCAAAUCCAAGGCAACCUCACAGCAAACUCCAGUGGAAGUCUCAGCCAGCCUAACAUCAUCAUAGGUAAGGGAGAUUACACAUACGCCACAUUACUUUCACAUGUAAUACUUUAGUUGUAGUUUAUUUGUAUUUUCUAUCAAAGAUAAUGAACCACAAUUACAGCAAUUGUAUGGCCCUAGUGUUGUGGUAUUUUUAUAGAUGGGUAUCCCCCCUCUAUUUCUGUUUCAUUUAUUUGUUGGGUUUACAGGGUUGCUCCAUAGACUGUAAAAAUACAUGGACUCAGCCACAGUGACGUCACCCAUUGGUUUCUUAGGUUUCUUAGGCGCCAUGCUGGAAGUGCUGAAUCACUAUAACCCUGAGCCAACCUAGAUAUAGGCAAAGUGGUGGAGUGAAGGAAGGCUUUUAGCUUCUUGGCAAACAGUUACAUUGCACCCACAUGUCUGUUGACCCAGCCGUGCUCCUAAUUAUGCUAGUUUAUGUAAAACUCGUGCAGUGGUUUGCUUUGUUUCCAAGUUGGUAAGGUUUUUUAAAAAAUGCCCAUGAGAUGCAUUUGUGUGUUCUGGAUUGUUAAAGAGGAGUGAUUCUUUUUGUUGUGUCACAUUUUUCUCUGAAAGUGUUGAAGGGUUGCUUCUUUUUACAAAAUUUAAGCAACUUUGCAAUUUGGAGCUGACUAUUUUGCUCUGAAGUUCAACAACUCUAAUAGCGUUAGAUGUAGGGGUGUCCAGAUGCGAUAUUCAUACAGGAUAUCAGUCCAAUAUCAGCGAAAAAAGGAACAUCGGAUUAUAUCUGCUUGCACUCAAAAUCUUCGAUAUCAGCACUCCGAUACAAGCAGUCCAUUCUAGACUCCGUUCCAGCACCUCUAUCUAGCAGCACUCGGAUCCAGCAAGGAGUAGGAGUGAUGUCAGCUGUGUGGCAGUAUUUUUCGUUAAACUCUGAAAAAGACGUUGCAGCUGAGUGCAAAAAUUGUCAUGCACAAGUUUGUGCUACUAUCGGAUCAAUAUCGGUAUCAGCCAAUACUGAAGGGUACAAUAUCAGUAUUGUAUCAGAGGUUAAAAAGUUGUAUCAGGACACUCCUAGCUAGAUGUGUUUUGUCUGGAAAAUUAAGCCAAGAAUGUUUAAAUGGUUAUAUAAAACAUUCCUUAAAAUCAUUACAAGAGUUAUUGUGGACAUGCCUCUCUGUUUCAGAAACACAUUUAAUAAUCUAAAAGAUAAAUAGAGUAUAAUAUUGAAUAAGACUUUUUAUGGGCUUGUGUCAAAUAAUUAAAGACUCGUAUCAGGAUCAUGGCUGUUCAAAGAAGUUGAACAUUUCAACUCAAAUAUUUGUUUUAGAAAUGAGACAGAGAGAGUUUUCACCACCUUGGUGUAUUUCUUGUAGAAACCGACCCCUGCCUGACACUCCAGCCUAACCCUGAGUCCACUUUUGAUUUCAUUUCUAAAAUUAGCUCCAGUCUCAGAAUAAACUGGUUCCAUUGCACUAUAUGUCAGACUCAGCUUAGAGAAGCCAAAGAGAGCAACACAUCUCAGAAAAGAUUGGCACGCUAUGACAGGGAGAUGUCUAUCCCAAUAAAAAACCUUAUGAUCUAUCACAUAAUGACUUCCUCAAGAAUAACAUGUCAAGGAGACGAGAGGAAGACAAAUGAUCACUGCCAUGUAAGCUUAUCAGAUCUCCAUGCAUGUCUAGUAGCACCAGCAGAUCCUGUUUAAUCAGUGGCGCACCAUGUCAGAGGGCAGAUUCACCCCUCCCCUCUCUGCUGUAUCAUGUUAGUUACCAAGGUCAUGUAUCAGCACUUUAACCCGUGUGUGGGACAUGCGGUGACAGUCCUCCGUGCCCUCUUCAGGGUUCGGCCAAUGGCGUUUGGCUUCGGGGGACCCGACAUUUGCCUGAAACGUCACUUGUAAUUUCAUCGGCGAUAUUACAAAGCUGCAAUCAGAGCAGCAGUUAGGGAGGCUGGAACACAGAGCAGACUGUGACUCAGCCCUAAAGAGGGGUUUGAACAGCUUAAUAACACUGGACUUCCUUCUGCCUCACUACGCCACUUUGCUCAAGUGCUGCAGAGUGGAAUGUGUUUUUUCAGGACUGCAAUGAUAUCUGCAGUGGGGUGAAAGAGUCUCCAACCUCCAUCUGUGUGUCGGCAAUAUAACUCGUAAUGCCAACGCCAUGAUGACGUCGUAAAAAAGAGAUUUAUUUCCUGUGGGUCUCGGGAUCCUUUUAUGGUCACAGAACUUAGAGUGUUAUCUACAUAGGAAAAUCAGAUGUUUGUUGUUUGUUUUAUGAGUGGGUGUGGCAAAUUGGCUCAGUCGUGCCCCUGUAAGAAGGAACGGAAACGCACCCACAUCGCACAUCAAUUAAAUUUGUAAAAUUUGGUGGGCAUUUGCCUCUUGGUCUACUGUAGUGCUACAAACCUACACAGUAGGUUGGAUAAGACUUUCAGACACAUACCUGACUUUCACAGUCACAGAACUUAACAAGCAUUGGUAUGAAUUUUGUGAGUAAGCCUGGCGGAGUGGAAGUUGUCGAAGUGCCGUCAUCCUGGUGACAUAAAAUUUUGUUGACAAAGAAUGGCAUAGUGGGAAGAACAGUUCUUUUGACUGUACUGAAUCUUUAGACUCCCUUCAUUAAACCGAUUGGUUCAAAAGAUUCGUUCACUGAAUCAGUCAGUGCUUCAGAGCCCCAUCCUUCCUCUGCAGUACACCAGUGAGUGACACAACCGCGAGUUUGUUCAUUAAACGAGCCCCUCCCCUCCCCUGCUGCUGAAGUCAUAGCAUCGUUCACUGAGUGGCACAUGUCAUUGAUUCAAGUCCUGAAAAACUCACCUCUCUGUGUGUAGCCGUUGGCGGAAACAAUACAGCAGCAAGCAGCACGCCUGCUAAACAAGUGUGAGUCGUCAUUCUUUUAUAACACGGAAAAGUGGAGAGAUUAAAAAUAAACAUCGCCACCGUGGUGGGGAUUCUGCUACUUUUAAAGAUAUCAAGUAGAGUAUUGCUUUAAAUCGGCUGCAAUUAAAUCCUUCUUGCAGGAAAGUCUAUAAUGUUGAUUCAUGUAAAGGCCUCGGUAAACAAACUGGUGCUCGGCAGAAAGUGAACAACGUAACACCCCUACCUCCACUGCCUGCAUCAAGUCAUUCGGAAGUUGUUCGUUUCGUUCACCAUGUCGUUCACUGACUGACUGAUACAUUUCGUUUGCUGACUGAUACAUGUCGUUUACUGACGUUUUGUUCACUGACUGAUACAUGUCGUUCAUAGACAUUUCGUUCACAGACUGACUGAUACAUGUCGUUCAUAGACGUUUCGUUCACAGACUGACUGAUACAUGUCGUUCAUAGACGUUUCGUUCACAGACUGACUGAUACACGUCGUUCAUAGACGUUUCGUUCACAUACUGACUGAUACAUGUCGUUCAUUCGCUGUGAGAAAAAUUAAGAGACUCCGCCUGCCCGCUCGCUCGCUGACUGGCUGUGUGUUGCUUGCCAAAGAGUCAAAGGUGGCAGUUCCACUCCCGACCGGCUUGUCAGGCUCACUGCUGAGCUCAACUGAACUGAGAAAGGAACGAAGGAUUGAUUCCAUUCAUGAUGUUCACUCAGCAGUUCUGUUCUUUUGAACGGAAACGUUCAUGAACCGACACAUCACUAGUAUGCCAUACCCAAACCUACAAAAAUAGAGGGGUAUGUUUUGAUUUCACCGUCAUCAAAUGAGACUUUCUCAGGCGAUUCCAGGGGUCACACACCUGACUUCAUCUUCCUCUCCUCAAACACAAAAUCUCAAAAGAACUGCUCAGUUUUUCAGUAUUUCAACCGCAGCCUUUUCACGCCGGUUUUGAGUUGCUGAAUUGAGCGCAGCUUAGCGUGCAGCCCUGUUUUGUUUCCCCCUUUAAAUAAAUAAUCCUUGUAGGAGAGAGGGGUGUGUGCCAAAACUCCACUCAGUAUUCACACCGUGCCCUGAGAGAGCGCAGCAAGGUGCAGGCCUGUGGCCAGGAUCUUGGGCUUCAACCACCAGCCAACACCAGAGGCACGCUGGUCUGGCUCCGGCGCUUGUUUGCCCUAUUACCGCCUCUCCCUGCGGAACAAAAUAAGCUCUUUUAAUGGACAUGGAGACCUUUAAAUAGACUUGAUCACAGUGUGUAUCAUUUGAGGCGUAGCAGCAUUAGCAGCGAUCCUGUUUCACUCUCAGCACUGUCAGCUCAGAAAAUAGGCCCUGGCUAUCAUCCCUUUCUCUGAGGAAGCGAGGGAGAUAAGGGCCAUGUUGUGUUCGCUCCACAAAUACAUUGCAGCUUCUCUUGACAGAUAAGAGGAUAAUGAAGGCACAGACAGACUAAUGAAUCCUGGAUAUCAUUUCUCAGCGAAGCCUGAUAAAGUUUCUGCUCUCAAAUUGUUUGAGAAACGGCGUCCUCUGACUGCUUAUGAGCACCACAACUGCUCGCUCUUUGUGUGGAGAGCAGUUAUUCCACAAUUUUACUCGCAGCUGGAGAUGUAAUUACUCUUGUUUAUUUUCCAGUAUGCACUUGCUUUAGCGUCUUUCAUUUCAUGGACUUGUUGCAUGUGUUGGGAGCUUGCUGUGUCGGGAACCUCCAGCUAGGAUUUUGUGGCAGUUUUAGUUGGAGGAGGCAAUCAAAACAGAACUCAUUGUGUUGUAUUUAUAGAUUUUCUGUUUUUCUGAGGCAACUAUUCGGUUCAUUUGUCUGUCGAAUGUAACAAUAAAAUGAAAAAACACAAAAAUCCUGAAGCUGAUAUUAGAUAUUGAAAUACACAGUUGUUCUAUGAUGGUAUUUGAGGCGUUUUCCGCUGUUCAUUUGUGCUUUUAGGACAUGUCUCUACAUUUUUUUAAAUCUAUUGCUCAAAAAUAGUUAUACAAUAUGGAAUUUUUUUUUUUCAAACAAUCUGCUCCUGAAGCCCGAUAUCAAUAACAUCACUCUCUGUUUUUGCAUAGGCACACCUGAGAGAUUCAGUGAAGUCAGACGCACCUUUACUGGGGCUCUGUAGUGAUCAGUUCAACUGAAAUCAUGUUAGUUGACACUUGACACAGUUUUAAUUAUGUUAUUGUCUUAUUCACACUAUAAACCAGACAACUCCUCCACUCUGGACUGUGAAACUAAGGGCACUUUGUGAACUAACGUCAGAUGCCUAUUUAUGUGAGCUAAAACAUAUGUGUGCGUAAAUCACAUCAUACUAGGUAGUAGGGCUGGGUGAUAAACCGAAAAUUUACCGAUAACGAAAUUUUUUAAUGUUUGGAAAAUGUUGGCUAUAACAUAAAAACCCUACACAUUGACCAGGGGUUGCAGUGGCUUUAUUUCCACCACCAGUUGUAACCAAAGAUGUAGAUGCCAUGCUUCUGCCAUAAACCAAAAAUUAACCAAUACUGAAAUUUACGACUAUAACCGACAUCAUUUUGCCCAUGUCAAUAUAUUCGGUGUCAAAAAAGUAAAUAAAUAAAAGUUGGUUUUGUAUGUGUGGAGGUAGGCUAUGGUCUCAUGUCCCUUUAAGACGCUGUCCUACAUUGGAGAUGUGGCUUGUGACCAAAGAGAGAAAGACAGGUGAGGAGAUGGAGGACGGUUCAAAAAUUGUAGCGGCUGAAGUAGACAAAGUUAAUGUGGGAGGGGGUGAGCAGCUUGUGGAGAAGUAAUCGUCCAUUUAUCGUCAUGAACUGCUCAAUAUAUAGUGAUAUUGAUUUGAGGCCAUAUUGCGCAGCCCUACCGGGUAGUCAGGGAUAUAUUUACUGCCUUGCAACAAGAUGGGUCAUGACGUUAGUGAUCCUGUUACUUUUAGUUGUAAAUUUUCUGCUUUAGCCUUUUUUCUUUUUUAAACACUACUGCUAGCUGCGGCUGCUACUUUAAUGUGAUGUUGAAACGCAACACCAAAGAGUUUAAAACACUUUGAACAUCCACUCAAAGAAGUUUUGAUUUGUCUGAGUGUGAUUGCAUCAUUAUACAGGCUUAACAGUCUCUGUGUGGGUAUGUUUUUUUAACUACUGUGGGCUGUGUGUUUUUGCAGGAGAAGCCAGCGCAUCCACCAUGUGGGAUAACAACGCCUGGGUGUAUUUCUAUGAUAACACCACAGAGGGGGAGCCUCCGUUCCUUAUUCAGGACUUUGUCCAUGCCCUGCAGCCUGAUGCCCGCUUCAUUGUCAUGCUCAGGGACCCCGUGGAGAGGUGGGAGUUGUCUUUGUUGCACAAUAUUACCCCAGUAAAAUGUCAGUAACUACACGGUUUAGUUCGGAAAUAGACAAAGCUGCCUUUGUGCCUUUAUCACGGCUGUUUACUCUGCAGAUACAGACAGACACUUUGACUGUGCACUGCAAACAAACGACUUGUUGUCACAGAAGAUGUGUUACCUUUUACUUUCCGUCACAUAAAUUGAAAUAUGACAUCUUUAUCAGAGGCACAAAGACCUUGAAGCAGAUUGAUAGAGACUUUCCGUUUUUGAGUGAAUAUCCUUUAUGCUGUUUAAGUUGAUUUUAACUCGUCUGAACGCGCGCUCUGUAAUUGCUUUUGCCCUUUUAUUCGAAUAAAUUGAUACAGCGUCAUCAUCCAUUUUCGCACUCCUAUUAAACUCUUCUUCUUUAUAGCGAUUUCAAACACAGAGGCAAUCCAAAGUGCUUUAGAAAAGGCAAAGAAAGGCAUUGAAAUGACAUUAACCAAACAAUGAGCAUUCAAAAGCUUGUCAUAAUCUGGAUUUAAAGUCCACUUUUCGAAUAUUGUUCAUUCACUUCUGGAGAAACUGAUCCCACAGUGGUGUUCACAGUCCUCCUCUCUCUAGAUUUGUCUUUUAAAUCUCAUUCUCCACUCAUCCAUAUUGUAGCAGCAGCUAUUCAGUCACCCAUCCAAGGUCAAUGAGUUCUCUCUCUCUCUUCUAUUACUUUUGUUUCCCCAAUGAUCCGCUCAGCUUAAUCCACACUUCUUGUCCUCUUCCACAUUGACUGUAUUCUGUUAUUUUAAGAAGGAUUGCUUUAGUGUUUUCUGCUACAAGGUUUAGUUCACAUGCUGGCUUUGUUUUACUGUCCUUUGCUGAAAAGAAAGCACAUUUUUUGCCAGUAAAGGACGGUAGCUUUGCUCUUUUAGGGAUUUUUCUUUGAUUUCUGGUUAAGAUCACAUAUCUUCUUAAUGAGUCUUUUACUGUUUGGAAACUGGCCACUUUCUUAGCUGCUGUAAACAACAUGAAGUGACUUCCUGGCCUCCUCUAUCAUGCCUCCAAACUGAUUAAUUUUUCAAAUUUGGAUAAAUGUUGCUGGUCAUUUAAAGUCCAGUCCAUGCCAAAGAUUCAACCAAACCUGACAGAUGAUGAAAAUUUAUUUAUUUGUCAUAUGAAAAAUCCAACACUAUGACUCUCCACAAGUUGUCCUUCAGGUCGUUAUCUUUGUAUUGUUUGUGUCUUUUAUCAAAAAGCACUCUGUUCUCCGUCACGUAAACAAACAAUCAGCCGGUCGGCCAUGUUGGAUAUACCGGUGAAUCAGACGUCGCAACAACAUGAAAUCUGAUUGGUCAGAAGUGGACACACAGUAUGCGAAAAUUUAGAAAAUUCGACCAUGAUACGAAAAAAUAAAUGUCGCAAUAUCGCAUGACGGGAAACGUCGCUGAUAUGAACGCUUAUAUUGACAGGACACGGGUUCGAAAAAAAUAUUGACGUCCGAAAUAAUCGCACAAAAAAAAAAAGGUCCCAGUGUGUAAGGACCUUAAGUCAAAAACAUGGAUUGGAAUGUAAAAAUCUUUUCCGUACUUUUAUCAUUAUCGCCAAAAUGGCAAAAAUUAUCGGGAUACAUUUUUUUGCCUAUAUCGCCCAUCCCUAUUUUGACCAGUCCUGACUCUCAAAAGGGGAAAUGUCUGAAUCUGCUUCGGUCAGUCUUAACUUCAGAGUCAACAAACACAGCAUAUGAAGCUAAAUCUUUCCCUUGUCUUUCAGGCUCUACUCCGACUACCUUUACUUCGGUAUUGCCAAUAAAUCUGCGGAGGAUUUCCACGAGAAGGUGUCAGAGUCGCUGCAGUUAUUCGAGGGGUGCCUUACGGAGUACACAAUGCGCUCCUGUGUGUACAACACUACUGUCAACAAUGCCAUGCCAGUGAGUUCACCCUCCCUCCUGCUUCUGUCUUACAGCCCUGCAGAAAAACCACACGACAGCCACCAGCUCCGUCUUACAGGAGGGGGAAAAGAAAUAAAAAAGACAGAUGGAGUGAAACCCACACUUCAUUAACACACUGAAGCUUUCAUGACAGACUUUAUGAAAAAGGAUUGGCAGCACUAUUGAACGGCUGAGCAGGGCAGCGUCUCGGGCCUCUUUUUGUAGAAGAAAUCAAAGUUUAGCUGUGGUGUGAACUUCCUUAUUCGCUUACAAAGCAGACCAAGUCUUAGUGCCAGCCGGUCCAGGGCCCCAGUGUUGGGCCCCUGGCCAGCUUUUCCCACGGUGCCCCAAGGCAGACUGGCUAAGAGGGGGGAGGAGGAGGAGUGGGCCCAGCUCGCUCUCUUUUGGCCCUCCUCCAUGCUGCCUCAUAUUCAAACGGUCCUCAUCUCCGACUGCCUCCAACAAGCUUUACAGCCCUCAGAGAGCAUGCUCAGUCUCUGCCUCUGGCCUAAUUGUCCAUCCACUAAUAUGUCCUCAAAGUUAUUAGACCAUGUUAAAGCAUUACAGCUGUCCUAACAGGGUCUCUCAUGCCUGUGCCUGCGUGAUAAAAGUUGUGCAGCUCAGAUUAGAGUCUGGGGAGAAAAGACCAAUAAACACCAGCAUGAAACACGAUUGGCCUGACCAAAUUGAUUCAACAAAGGAGGAGCUGCUGGCCUGGAGAGUAAUCAUUUUCUCUCAAAGGCCUUUCAGUUUUGCUAAAAAAGCAAAAGGACAUGGGGACGGUACAGUUCCCAGUAACAAGGGGGUUUAUUUACGCUUACUGGUCUGAAAUGAAGUGUCAUAUGGUGGAUCUGAAAAUCAAUUUGAACAACAAUAAGGUUACCUGAAAGUGCCCUGCUGAAAUCUUACCAAUGAUUUAUGGCCGCUGCUACUUUUUGCAGAUAUUUUCUUAGUUUUUAAUUGCCUAUGCUACAAAUUUGACAGAAAUAGUGAACAGUCUUUGCUGAAGUUGGUGGAACUAGAGAAGCAAGCCGUUCGAAGCGAGAUUCAUCUUUGAAAAAAAACAGGCAGAUCCACCAGAUUCAGGCCCCGUUUGUUUUCUUUGCAAACUAUUGUUUGCACCCUUCGUAUAGACGCAAACAGAGAAUUCGCCUCUGAAAACGGGGCUUUUUAAAAACUCUGGCCAGAGUAGAUAUUUGAAAAACUUUGUUUGCAUGUAAACAGAGAAAAAUGAAGAAAAAUUGAGAUUGCGGGAAAGAAGAAAGGAACAUUGUUGUUGUUGCUGCUGUGUGGGAUUCGGAUUAGCUAACGUGGGCUUGAGCGUCUCGCUACACUGCCACCCGCAUGUUUGAUAUGCUCUUGACAGCAUUUGUACAUGGGUUAGUGAAAAUGAAAACUUUUCUGAAAAUGUAGAGCUGUGUCCCUUUCUGAAAAUAGCCGGGCACGUUUACGUAGUCUCAGAUUCACCAAAAUAAUUUUGGUUAUUUUUAAUCUGUGACAGCGUCCUGUAUCAUAUCUACAUCUCUGCGUUUGUAACAAAUGAAACCGUGUGAAAAACGGGCAAAAAUCUGAAGAGUUAUGAUUAAUAUUGUUGGGCAUUCCUACCUACCUCAAUAGAAAUAAAUGCACCGGGGGUGCAUGGGGACCCAACCGAGAUGGUGGCUGCACUGAUGCAUGAGCACCAAUAGGAAGCGUCGGUCUAUGAGGCUAAUCUAUUUUUUUCCCAUCUCCAAAAAAUACCCCAAAAAGAAAAGUACCCAAGCAAGACCAGUGAAUGUGCCGAUAAUGAUCACAAUAAAACAAAAUAAAAGUAGGGCUGCACCUGCCAAAUAAAAACUAUUUGCUCCUGUUUUAUCUCUGCUUUUGUCUUUUUCACCAGUGAGACGCACAAUUAUCAGAGAUUUAGAGGAAACAUGUCUGCUGGUGAGACAUUAAAAACUUUUACAGCCAACUUCGGUUUCAGACUUUUAGGUUUUGUCACUGCUGUUAUCAUUUCCCCAGAUUGAGUGUUGUAGUCAACUGAAGUGCUAAAACUAUCAGUAGCUCAGCUUGCAAAGAGCAUCCGAGAAACUCUUUUCAGUGAAAGUGUGAAAAAUUAGCCACUUCGUAACAUCCCUAGUUUUAACCAUCCAGUUUGUGUGGUGAAAACCUCUGCCACUUAUUCGUCUGAGUGACUGAUGCACACUGAGGACAAAUUCUGAUAACCUCCAAAGUUUACAGCCUGCAACACUUUUCUGGAAGUGUUUCUCAAGGUGCAAUGACGCAGCUAAAAAAAAAAAAGUACAGAUAUGCAACUUGCAAAAUGGGAGUCAAUUCAAGGUCCUCUCUGCUCCUGAUUUAAACCUGUUGGGAGGCUCGCUUAAAUGACAGUAGAGAAUGAAGUGAACUGCACUGACAGGUACUAAUGCAGGUUUCUUAUUCUGGAGGACACACACCUUUCACAGAAAUCUCAGCCAGCCCAGCCUCAUGCAGCUAAAACGGCCAAAGGUUACUACCCAGCUGAAUGCAAAAACUGAGAGUGUUGGAAAUCCUCUCCUCUGGCUGUUGAAGAGUUUGACCCUGCAUGUACCACUGUGUCUGUCAGCUGAGAGUGACGUUACCGGGUUGAAAACUGAUUUCUCACAUCGAGUCUCGUGUUUCAGGUCAGAUUGCAGGUCGGCCUCUACAUUGUGUACCUACUAGACUGGCUGACAGUCUUCAGCAGGGAACAGAUCCUGGUCCUGAGGUUGGAAGACCACGCUUCGAACAGGAAAUACACAAUGCACAGAGUCUUUGAUUUUCUUAACCUGGGUGAGUAUGCAGCUUCACAACCUCACGUACGCCUUUAUCGCAUCAACUACAGAUCAGUGAAGACACUCACUGUGAAAUGCAUGUGAUUACAAGCAGCAGGGAUUCUCCAAUUAUCUGAAAUAAAUGUGAAUUAAAGUAUUUCAACAUGAGGCAGUUAAAGUGAUAUUAAAACAGCAGGAUAACAUGAUAAAAAAAGAGCUGUAGUUGAAUUUAGAUUUUCUUUCCAAGUGCUUAAGUCUUCACUGCUCGGCCAAAUAGGUAAGAAAUAAAAUUUCAGUCAGAUGCACAUCUUACAUCUUAUACUGAAUACUAAAUUUUAUCAACUUGUCCUGGGUAUAAAGUAGAUUUAGUGUUUCCCACAAACCAAACUGACAGCUUUUCUCUCUUUGUACGCACAGCAGAGCAUCCUGCCCUUCCUCCUACUGUUUCUUUUGUCCGUAUGUUACUGAUCUUUCGACGGUAUUGAUCAGCGACAGAUUAUAACUGAGAAACCGCAACACAACUCAUAUUUUAAAUCUUUCACCCACAACAGGUGGCAAAAAAACAUAUCAGGAGUCAAGGCUCAGGCUCUAAUUUAGUUGGUAAGGAGACUGAAAACGCUUAAAUCAAAGUAUUUUGUCAACUUUUUCAUUCUAUUUUGGCACCAACGGUUGUAAAUCUCACUUAGUCAAACCCAGUUAUGCCCCCUUUUUUUUCUGAGAACCCCCUGCCUUCAGCUUACCGCUUCCAGUUACCCCGGAGCGUAGACUUAGCUCUUCAAAGCGCUGCCAACAUGAGCCAAGGUGUGACUGCCUACCAGAGUGUCAAAUCCUCCCCUCAUGGCUCUGCUGAUGCACCGUGUCAUUCAAGCGUCUUCCAACCAAUUUUUUUGAGACGUUUGUUUAAUGCUGUGGCAAAAUCUAAAGCGACCCAGAAAGCCGAGAAGUACCGUAUAUAAGAAGUGUUUUUUUAUGUGUUUUACAGGUCCGUUGACAAAAGAAAGAGAGUCAGAGAUCACAAGAAGUCCAGCGUCUAACACCAGGAGACCAGCUGACAAAAACCUGGGACCCAUGCUGCCCGUCACUAAAGAGAUCCUGCGGGAUUUCUACACGCCGUUCAACGAGAAAUUAGCCAAAGUGCUGCGCAAUAACUCCUUCCUCUGGGAGAAUGACUCUUAACUGUGAGCAGCCCAGCUCCCCUAAACUUCAGUAAAAAAAACAAGAAACCACUGAUGUGUCAGCCAGCCCCCUUCCUUUGAGUUUCAUCUCGCUCAAGUGCCCAUGGAGAUCAAUGUUUUUGUUUUUAAUUUAAAUUAUUUUUUAAGUUAUAAAAGCAGAGAUGAAUCAAAGACGGAAAAUAGCACAAAGAGAGAGUGGUGAUUUUGUGAUGUGUGUGAGUGUGUGUGUGUGUACAUGUGUGUGUGUUUGAGUGAGUGCAAGAGAGAAAUGUUGGCAAGUCUUUGUUUUUUUUCUUUUUUGUGACCAGAUGUACAAAAUUAAAUAGUGAAUUCAAAAACAGAGUCCUGUGUUGUCUUUUAAACAUGGUGAUUAAUUAAAAGAUAAACAGCCAACAA
Messenger RNA from Xyrichtys novacula (pearly razorfish), 49660 nucleotides. Lineage: Eukaryota; Metazoa; Chordata; Actinopteri; Labriformes; Labridae. The record is from the annotation of a GenBank genome assembly.